Pelobates cultripes (western spadefoot toad) is the source of this 45295-nucleotide messenger RNA. NCBI's taxonomy places the organism in Eukaryota, Metazoa, Chordata, Amphibia, Anura, Pelobatidae. The record is from the annotation of a GenBank genome assembly.
CCCAGGCCUGGGCAGCCCCCAUGGCGAGGAGUGCAGAGAGGGGGCGGAGACUGGGUGGCUGUCGGGGGGAAGGCUUUGUACCGGGACACGCCGCCAUCACUUCCUCUCCAGCCUUGUCCCCCCUCCCUCCUGCCGCCGCUUCCAUCGCAGCCACAUGAUUUUAAUACCUGCACCCUGAAGCAGAGGGGAAGGAAGGAUAUCCCUAAAACCCCAUAUACCCCGUGUAGUCCCCGGUCCUCCAGCCGAGGCGCUUCCUUCCUUUCUUCCCUUCUGCUCCCGGGCUAGCACAGGGCGCCCUCUCCUCCUCUCUUUAUCCACCUAGGACCCUGCCGAAACGUCGCCAUGCCUAACAUUGUGCUUUUCAGCGGCAGUUCCCACCAGGACCUCUCCCAGAAGGUGGCAGACCGGCUGGGACUGGAACUGGGCAAGGUGGUCACCAAGAAAUUCAGCAACCAGGAGACCAGGUGAGUGAAAGGGUAAGGGGGGACAAGGUGCAUGGAAAGCAUGUCCUGUGGGUCAUGUGUAAUGCUGUGUGUUCUCCAUGACAUCAUCACCUCUAAUACACACAGAGCAGGGCACAUGCUGGUCUAUAUAACCUUGUAGCAGGGCUGGAUUUAGGGGUACUUGUUGCUGGUGACCAUGUGUUGUCCUUCCUGGAGAACUGACUUCAUGGUUGCGCCGGAGGAGCUUCAUUCAUAAAUAUUUCUUACAUCACAACGUGGGUUGUCUCCCAUUCUUUAUAUUUUGUUUGUUGUUUAAAUAUUUUUUUGAAUUAUAAUCAAUUUCUCAAAAAAAAAAAAAAACAUAGAUUAGUAUAGUCCAUCCUAAAAAAAAAAAAAUCACCUGAUCGCUCUAUGUAUACUUUUGAUCAUGGAUAAUUAAGGAUGUACUUUAUCCUCUGACUGAUAAAGAAGACUUUCUAGCUCCACUACUACAGUAUAGAAAAUAUUGUCAGCUCUUGUUAAUAUAGUUAUUUGAAAUAAAUAAUAAUAAAAUAUAAUUCCUGGCUGAAUAAGGAUUGGUAUUUUAGGUAAGAAUAUUUUUCUAAAGAAGCUAUUUUAUUUGUUCGAUUGUGCUAUUUCCACAUGGCAUAUACAGUUCUGGGUUUCUUGUGUGACCUGUAAAUCAUUUUUAUUCUCUUGUACGUCAUACGUUCCCAUCUAAUCAAAUACUCAUUUGAAUUGUUUUAAAAUGCUGUAUGUUGGUGAGUUUUGAAGAAGCUAUCUGUAUUAGUUAAUGCUGUGCAGAAGCCAUUCAAUUUCCCCCUAAACUUAAUUAUGCAAAGUCUGUAUAUAUAAAAGCUGUCUGUCUGCUCAUGCUGUUCAGUGCCUGAUUCCUGGCCAAAGCAAGUUAAUGCUGGAAUUUAUCUACUUAUAUCCCCCACCCCCUUAGGGGAUACAGAGAAAAGGCAACUAAUGCACAUCUCAUUUAGCCUUUUUUUUUGUUUUGUUUUUUUUUACUACAAAUAAAGUGGGGUUUCAGCUCAUUCUCUUCAUUUAAAUCUUCAACUGUCCUGUAUUCCUUGUAAAUGUUAAACUAUGUAGUGAAAGUCAUUUAAGAAUGUAGAUGUCAUUGUGGUACAUGAAACAUGUAUUGCUACAAUUAUUUAACUCAGCGCACAAGUGCAAUACACCUAUAUUUUAUUGUGCAAGGUUAGAUACUAUCUCACUGCAACUUCAGUGUUGAUGUAUACAUUUGUGUGCAAAAAAUAAGCGAGUCUCUCUCUCUUUAGACAAACAUUUUAAAACCAAUUAAAGUGGCACUGUCAUGCCAAACUUGCCUUUAAUCGCUUCCACUUCUCUCUCUCUGUCAGGAUCUGUUCUUCAAUUCUUCCUGACUGCCUAGUUUUCUUUAAAACAUAAGACAAAGUAGGGACUACUUUGUCUUAUGGAGGUUUCCUACACUUGACCAUUUAUAACCAGCGGAGGAGCAAAGUGUGGUCCCGUUUCCUGUGGUCAGAGAAAUUUUCCACAAUUCUCACCCUUUCCUCAGUGUUAUCGCGCUGCUUCCUUUUCGUGUUCCCAAAUGCUGGCAAAACUACCGAUUUUGGCCUAACAGAAUGAGAGCAGUUCGUCCAUUCGUGACUUUGUUCGGUUCGAAAUUUCAUUCGAAUGAAUGAAAUUCCGAUCCGAAUGCGGCUGCAAGUGGGGGCUGUUAAAGUAAACGGGGGACAUAGGGUCCCCCUUGGCCCCCACCCAUGAGCGGCAAAAUAAAAACCCAUAAUACUUGUUGAACCUUUAAAUAAAAAUGGACUUUUUUUUAUUUAAAAGUUUGGGUAUUAUGGGUUUUUAUUUUGCCUUUUUUGGGGCUGAACAAAGAUUUUAGAAAAAAGAAGAUAUCAAAUGCUAAGUUUUUAUUUACAGAGAUUAAGUUUUCUCGUUCUCCUCCCUCACUAUUUUUAGGGUGAGGGGAUUAGGUAGGAAUUUAUUUAAUUUUUAUUGGAUGGGGGGUGACUAGGGGCUUGGGGACCCCUACUUACCGGGGGGGAGGGUUAUUUUAGCCCCCACCUGCUGCUCAUGGGUGGAAGCAGGGGGAGGACAAAUUUUUAUAUAUAUAUAUAUAUAUAUAUAUAUAUAUAUAUAUAUAUAUAUAUAUAUAUAUAUAUAUAUAUAUAUAUAUAUAUCUAUCCAAAGAUAGUAGUCCAGGGAGCACACUGGGUCUUGAGAUUAGUGAAGAAAAAAUACUUUAAUGUAUCAUAAAAAAUACAUCAACUGUGUAUCUUACAGUUGAUGUAUUUUUUAUGAUACAUUAAAGUAUUUUUUCUUCACUAAUCUCAAGACCCAGUGUGCUCCCUGGACUACUAUUUUUGGAUAUAUAUAACGCGGGUUUGCACCUGGGCAUUUAUAUAAUGGAUAUAUGGAGGAGGAGUGCCUUGCUUCACUUAUUGUUUUGAGAUAGAUAUAUAUAUAUAUAUAUAUAUAUAUAUUUUUUUAUAUAUAUAUUUUUUUUAAUACACAACAGUGAGCAACCACUGGCUGCUCACUGUUUAGUAGACAUGCCCCUGCUCACGGCAUAGCGAGUAGGGGCAUCCAGGAGAUUUUAAUCUCCCUUAUGCUAAUAUGGGGGUCAUAUUGACCCCCAUAAAGUGAGGAAGGACAUGGGGUUAAAAAAUCAAAACUGGAUUCGGCCAUGACAGUGCUGCAACACAGACAAACUUGGUCUAUAUUUACUAGAACUGUAAAGUGAUUGGUACACCUGUUUGGUUCUAUGUUAAAAAAAAUAAAAAAUAAUUAUAUAUAUAUAUUUUUUUUUUAUUAUUAUUAUUAUUAUUUAAUUCGACCAUUGAAUAAUAGGAGCAACAACGCUGUCAUACAGGUUCACAGGAAAACUAUGAGAGAGUGGUACAUUGUGUUGUAAAUGCAAAAUAAUUUGAGACAGACUGUUGGGCACAUGGCUGUUUCAUGAGGUCUUAGCUUAAAAGGACACUAUAGUCACCCAGACCAUUUCAGCUCAAUUAAGUGGUCUGGAUGCCAGGUCCCCCAGAGUUUAACCCUUCAGAUGUAAAACAAAGCAGGAUUAAUCCAACCUCUAGUGGCUGUCUUCCUGAGAGCCGAUAGAGGCGCUUCUGCGAAGCUGGAUGCGAAAUUCGCAUCCACCGUGCAGAACGUCCAUAGGAAAGCAUUGAGAAAUGCUUUCCUAUGGACUGUUUGAAUGCAUGCGCGGCUCUUGCCACGCAUGCGCAUUCCGCUCCACUCGGGAGCUGACGUCGGCGGGGGAGGAGAGGUCACCCGUGUGAGCCUAGAAUAUUGCACCUUUUCACAAUAUUCUAAUUUACUGAGAUUUUCAUGAGCUGUAAGCCAUAAUCAUCGCACUUAUGACAAAUCACGGCUUGAACUAUCUCUUGCUUUGCAUGUAAUGUGUCUAUCUCAUAUAUUAGUUUCCCCUUUUACGUUGCAUUACUGAAAUAAAUGAACUUUUGCACGAUAUUCUAAUAUUUUGUGUAUCACCUGUAUACAUCACAAAAAUUUUUGAUAUGUUCCAAAAUGUCAACAAUGUCUUUGUUCCCUUACCCAAAAAAUGUUUAUAAAAGUAUGUAAUUUAAAAAGUGCAGAUUGAGUGAGUGAUUCUGGUUAAAAGUCUUUUAGCUUAAUAGCUCAUGUUGGCUACCACAACCAACAUUGGUGGUAUUAAGCAGUAGACACUGCUUUUGCUUUAUAAAUGACAUAUCACAAUAGACUUUCAGUUUGUCAUUUAAUUGUCUUUCACAUAGACAUAAUAGAAAUUGCUUGUGUAUUGCACCAGGAUAUUUAAUUACAUGGUUUGUGGAUAUGCAGUAUUUUAAUGCUCUUUAACACCCCUUUGCCAUUUUAUUUGAGUUAAUUCAUCAAAUGUAAACUACAAAUCCUACAAGCUUUGAAGUUAAAAUAUGAAAUUUCUCAGCGACAGCACAUAAUUUAAAAUGAAUGUGGCACAAUUGAGUACUUUUCAGAUUCAACAACCUGCUGCAAAGAAUUGAGUGUUUAGUAUAUAGCAGAAGUUGAUAUACCCUUUUAUUUAGACUUAUUUGCAUGUUACAUAUUCAUAUGCAUGUAUAAUUGGACUUACAAAUGAGUGGUUUUCCAGUCUCUUCCCCCCCUCCCCCUUGUUCUUAUUAAUGCUACCUAGACUCCUACAGUGCUUUAUGUGAGAUUUCACAGAAAUUCCUGAUGCUUGAAUUCAUACAUCGCUUGGGAAGUUGUAUUCUCCUAACAGCUAUCUAUCCUGAUGCUGUCCCUGCAGUGUUUUAAUGUGGAAGAAAAUAAUUAAGAGUAAGACCGUGCUUGACAAAUUUGUUUAGAAACUAAGAGCCAGCUAAAACUUAAAAGCCAGUUUUUUUUUUUCCAAACUAAUUUUUAAGUUUAAAGCGGCACUGUCAUGCCGAAACUACCUUUCUUUAAUCGAUUCCUCUUCUCUCCCUCUCUCAGGAUCUGUUCUUCAUUUCUUCCUGUCUGCUCUAGUUUUCUUUAAACCAUAAGACAAAUUAGGGACUACUUUGUCUAAUUGAGGUUUCCUAUGCCUGACCAGCUUUGACCAGCGGAGGAGCAAAGUGUGCUUCAUUUCCGCUGGUCAGAGCGGUUUCCCCACAAUACUCACCUUUUGAUCAGCGAGCACACCCCCCUCCCCCCUUAGGUGAAGGAUGGGUUACUUCCCCUUAGGUCCAGUGGUGGCUCAGGCUGGAGGGAGUCAGAGUUCCCACUCUGACUCCCUCUCCUCUCUCCCACACGGGCUCACGCUGAUAGCUGGGAGGAGUGACGGGUAGUCCCUUCCUCCCAGCUGUGAUAUCAAUGGCCCCCUGGCAAUUCAUCUCUAUCUGGUGGCCCUAACAGCAUGGGCCCCUUGAACAUGAGGCCCCGGUUGUUUGCCGCGCAGGCCAGGGCCGCAACACAGGGCGGCCGGGCCCCCUGCGUGAUUGGCCUGGUUGCAACUUCGACCCCUGCGACCGUAGUAUGUAUGCCACUGGGGGGGGGGGGGGGGGGGGGGCAACCUAUUGCCUCUUAACUCUCUGGUUGUUUGAUUGCAACCAAUCAGUGUUGUUAUGAGUCAAAUUACACAAUAUAGAACUUUUCCAUAGAACUUUUCCACGCUGUGUAAAAUGGCACAGAGCACUCUGGUUGGAUUUCAAGCCAACUAAUUGGAGGGCGUGGGAAGGCUUUAUAAGCCUUUCCCCGCCCUGCGGAGCUCAGUCUGCGCCGUGCCCUCCAUGGAUGAAGAUGAAUUUUUUUUUUUUUUUUUUUUUAUUUAUUUUCUUUUGCGUUCAGGUUUUUUUUAAUUUUAUUUUCAAAGUCCAAUAGGUAUUUUGGACUUGUAUUUGGCCUUUUUGGGGGCUGAAAAAAGAAGACAUAAAAUGGUAAGUUAUUUUUUAUUUACAAGGAUUUAAUUUUGUCUCCUCUCUCUCCCCCCUCACUAUUUAUUUGGGGUGGGGGCCGGAUGGACGAGUACAAUAGGUUCUCCCCCCACUCCCUCUUUAUUGCCUUAUUGUUGUUUAGGUCCCCCACCCGCCACUCAGGGGUGGGGGCCGAUGUGGGGAGGACAACUCGCUUUCAUGGCACUAAAGGGUCAUUAGUUCCCCGCCACCCUCAUGGCCCCCCUCCCUCUGGGCUGAAGGGGUUAAAACCCCUUUAGCCACUUUCCUUUCUCCAGCGCCAGGCUCCCUCUGCGCUAGUGACCUCUCCUCCUGCCGACAUCCGCCCCGAAUGCACGGCAAGAGCUGCGCGCGCAUUCAAACAGCCCAUAGGAAAGCAUUACUCAAUGCUUUCAUAUGGACGUCAGCGUCUUCUCACUGUGAUUUUCACAGUGAGAAUCGCGGAAGCGGCUGUCAGGGAGUCUGCCACUAGAGGUGGCUUAACCCUCAGUAUAAACAUAGCAGUUUCUCUGAAACUGCUGUUUUCAGCUGUAGGGUUAAAACUAGAGGGACCUUGCACCCAGAUCACCUCAUUGAGCUGAAGUGGUCUGGGUGCAUAUAGUGGUCCUUUUAAGGUGGCUUGCAAGUGCCGUUCCUCCCUGUAACCAUCUUCUUCAACUUUCUCUAGUUCGGAUCCAGAGAGUAAUGCCUGCCGCCAAGUAAUGGUGCAGCUGUUUGGUUUAAAGUGGUCAGCUGAUGCUCUUAGCCGAUCAGUAGCUCCCCAUUCCUAAAAAUAAAAAGUACCAUUCUUAUUUUACCCGUUAUGUUUACUUUAUGAAUAAAAUAUUUAACCCCUUGAGGACUGAGCCAAAUGUACACGUUGUGACCGAACAAAUCAUAAACAAAACCUGGAAUUUGCGCGCUAUGUCUGUUCAGACGUAAUGCACCUUUUUCAUAUUAUGUGCACUUAUUCUACAGGGCUUUCAUUUAACAACAAAUAUUUAGCUAUGAAACAUAAUUCAAUAUAAAAAAAUGGGAGAAAAUAACUUAUUUUUUUUUAUUUUAAUUUUUUUAGUUCUGCAUGGCAUUUUAACUGUGAAUGUCAAAAUACUGUUUCCUUUUACUGCAAUAAAAUACACAUUUGUAUUCAGCGAUGUCUCAUGUGUAAAACAGUACCCCCUAUGUACAGGUUUUAUGGUGUUUUGGGAAGUUAUAGGGUCAAAUAUAGCAUGUUACAUUUUUUAUUUUUUUUCACAUUGAAAUUCACCAGAUUUGUUACGUUGCCUUUGAGACCAUAUGGUAGCCCAGGAAUGAGAAUUACCCCCCUGAUGGCAUGCCAUUUGCCAUAGUAGACAGCCCAAGGUAUUGCAUAGGGAUCGACAAUAUUUAUUUUUUAGAGCCGAUACUGAUCUGUGAACUUUCAGGCCGAUAACUUAGAUAUUCUGUACAUUUACCUUUUUGAAAAAAUAAACUAUUUCUAAAGGUAAAUGCACUAAAUAUACAUGCCACGUGUAGUGAAUGCAGUGUGUUUGUGUAGUGUGUGUGUGUGUGUAUAGUGAAUGCAGUGUUUAUAUAAUGUAGUGUGUGUUUCUGUAGGUAUGUAAUUUGGGGGGAGGGGGCAUUUUUAUUUUUGUCCCACCACCCCCUCCCUGCUUGUUACUUGGCCAGGGAGGGGGAUAUAGCAUUCCCUGGUGGUCCAGUGGCAUGGAAAGUACAGAGAGGGGCCACAGCAAGCGCUUACUUACCUUCCCUUCAGCUCCCUGUGUAAAUCUGGUCUCCAGCGGAGCGUUGCCAUGGUAACCAGUGGCAAAGCUCUGACGGCCCGGGACUUGCAAGAUUUACACAGGGAGCUGCUGGGAAGGUAAGUAAGCACUUGCUGGGACGCCCAGGACCACCUGGCUUGUAAUGGGUCCCGUUGUCCUGGUAUGUAUUAUCGGUAUCUUUAUUGGCCGAUACCGAUAUUGCCGAAAAUACCGAAUAUCGGCCAGACCAAUAAUCGGUCAAUCCCUAGUAUUGCAAGUGGAGGGGGGGGAAGAGGUGUAUAUACUCUGCUUAAUUAAAGGGACACUAUAGUCACCCAGACCACUUCAGCUCAAUGAAGUGGUCUGGGUGCCAGGUCACUCAGGUUUUUAGUAGCCACUUGAUCACAAACACUAGCCAAAGUUUGUGUGUCAAAAAUGCAGAAAACUAAUUUGAACGCCAAUUUUGGCCAGUGUUUGUGACUAAGUGGCUACUAAAAUAGACUAAUUUUCAUUCCUGGGCUACCAUACGGUCUCAAAGGCAAAAUAACCAAUCUGGCGAAUUUCAAUGUGAAAAAAACUGAAACGUAAGCCUUAUAUUUGACAAUGUAACUUUUGAAAACGCCUUAAAACCUGUACCUGAGGGGUACUAUUAUACUCGGGGGACUUCGCUGAACACAAAUAUUUGUGUUUCAAAACAGUAAAAAGUAUCACAGCAAUAAUAUUGUCAGUGUUAGUUCCGUUUCUGUGUGAAAAAUGCAAAAAACUUCACUUUCACUGACGAUAUCAUCGUUGUAAUACAUUUUACUGUUUUGAAACACUAAUGUGUUUCUACGAAGUCUCCCGAGUAAAACAGUACCCCCCCAUUCACAGUUUUUAUAGUGUCUUGAAAAGUAUGUGUGUGUAAUUUUUAAAAAAAAUUAUUUUAUUUAUUAUUUAUAUAUAGGUAAAUACAGUGCCUUGCAAAAGUAUUCAACCCCCUUGACUUUUUACCUAUUUUGUUACAUUACAGCCUUAAGUUCAAUGUUUUGUUAAUCUGAAUUGUAUGUGAUGGAUCAGAACACAAUAGUCUAAGUUGGUGAAGUGAAAUGAGAAAAAUAUAUACAUAAAAAUAUUUUUUAGAAAUAGAAAACAGAAAAUUGGCAUGUGCGUAUGUAUUCACCCCUUUUGUUAUGAAGCCCAUAAAAAGCUCUGGUGCAACCAAUUACCUUCAGAAGUCCCAUAAUUAGUGAAAUGACGUCCACCUGUGUGCAUUCUAAGUGUCACAUGAUCCGUCAUUACAUAUACACCCCUUUUUUUUUUUUUGAAAGGCCCCAGAGGCUGCAAUACCUAAGCAAGAGGCACCACUAACUAAACACUGCCAUGAAGACCAAGGAACUCUCCAAACAAGUAAGGGACAAUGUUGUUGAGAAGUACAAGUCAGAGUUAGGUUUAAAAAAAAAAAUAUCCAAAUCUUUGAUCCAGAGGAGCACCAUCAAAACUUUCAUAACCAAAUGGAAAGAACAUGGCACAACAGUAAACCUGCCAAGAGACGGCAGCCCACCAAAACUCACGUACCGGGCAAGGAGGGCAUAAUUCAGAGAGGCAGCACAGAGACCUCAGGUAACCCUGGAGGAGCUGCAGAGACUGGAGUAUCUGUACAUAGGACGACAAUAAGCGGUAUGCUCCAUAGAGUUGGGCUUUAUGGCAGAGUGGCCAGAAGAAAGCCAUUACUUUCAGCAAAAAAACUAAAUGCCACGUUUUGAGUUUGCGAAAAGGCAUGUGGGAGACUCCCAAAAUGUAUGGAAGAAGAUGCUCUGGUCUGAUGAGACUAAAAUUGUACUUUUCGGCCAUCAAAGAAAACGCUAUGUCUGGCACAAACCCAACACAUCACAUCACCCAAAGAACACCAUCCCCACAGUGAAACAUGGUGGUGGUAGCAUCAUGCUGUAGGGAUGUUUUUCAGCAGCCAGGACUGGGAAACUGGUCAGAGUUGAGGGAAAGAUGGAUGGUGCUAAAUACAGGGAUAUUCUUGAUCAAAACCUGUACAACUCUGCAAGUGAUUUGAGGUUAGGACGAAGGUUCACCUUCCAGCAGGACAAUGACCCCAAACACUGCACUGCUAAAACAACACUUGAGUGGUUUAAGGGGAAACGUGUAAAUGUGUUGGAAUGGCCUAGUUAAAGCCCAGACCUCAAUCCAAUAGAAAAUCUGUUGUCAGACUUAAAGGAACACUAUAGUCACCUAAAUUACUUUAGCUAAAUAAAGCAGUUUUAGUGUAUAGAUCAUUCCUCUGCAAUUUCACUGCUCAAUUCACUGUCAUUUAGGAGUUAAAUCACUUUGUUUCUGUUUAUGCAGCCCUAGCCACACCUCCCUUGGCUAUGAUUGACAGAGCUUGCAUGAAAAAAAACAACUGGUUUCACUUUCAAACAGAUGUAAUUUACCUUAAAUAAUUGUAUCUCAAUCUCUAAAUUGAAAUUUAAUCACAUACAGGAGGCUCUUUCAGGGUCUAGCAAGCUAUUGACAUAGCAGGGGAUAAGAAAAUCUUAAUUAAACUGAACUUGCAAUAAAAGCCUAAAUAGGGCUCUCUUUACAGGAAGUGUUUAUGAAAGGCUGUGCAAGUCACAUGCAGGGAGGUGUGACUAGGGUUCAUAAACAAAGGCAUUUAACUCCUAAAUGGCAGAGGAUUGAGCAGUGAUGCUGUAUGGGGCAUGUUCUAUACACUAAAACUGCUUCAUUAAGCUAAAGUAGUUCAGGUGACUAUAGUGUCCCUUUAAAGAUUGCUGUUCACAAGCGCAAACCAUCCAAUUUGAAGGAGCUGGAGCAGUUUUGCAAGGAGAAAUAGGCAAAAAUUCCAGUGGUAAGAUGUGGCAAGUUCAUAGAGACUUAUCCAAAGCGACUUGGAGCUGUGAUUGCCCCAAAAGGUGGCUCUACAAAGUAUUGACUUUAGGGGGGUGAAUAGUUAUGCACAUUGACUUUUUCUGUUCUUUUGUCUUAAUUGUUUGCUUCACAAUAAUAAUAAAAAUAAAAAAAGUGGGAAUGUUCUGUAAAUUAAAUGAUGCAAAUCCUCAAACAAUCCAUGUUAUUCCAGGUUGUGAGGCAACAAAACACGAAACAUGCCAAGGGGGUGAAUAUUUUUGCAAGGCACUGUAUAUUGUGAUAUAUAUGUAUAUACUUAUGUAUAUAGAUAAAUAUUAUUUCGUUCUACGUUUAUUUUUAUAUCAAUAUAUAUUAUCAAACUACAGUUAGAACGAAAUGACACACAUAUUUAUGUAUUUACAUUUGUUUUAUAUAAUAUAAAUAUCUAGAUUAUCAAUAUAAUUCUUCAUGUAUUUUGAGAUAUAUAAUGAUCUAAGUAUAUAUACUAUUUUAAAUUUUACACUGUUUUAAUCUUUAUUCAUUUUACAGGCUGCAGGGGGAGUACCUGUCAUUCCAGGCACUCCCCCUGCUGGCAUUGCUAUGGACGGCUAUGCCGUCCAUGUGAGCGUGAGGUCCUUGCAAGGAUCUUGCGAUUACAUGGCCCAGAGGGCACAAAAUGGAAGCAGGGAGACUUCCUGGGAUGUCAGGUGAGUCCACCCACCGUGAUUGCCGGCGACCGGGUAAGUACAUAGGACAUUCAUAGAACCCCCGCCAUCCUUAAGGGGUUAAAUAUUGAGAGAAAAAAAUAUAGAGAAAUAAGCAAAUAUAUAUAUAUUUGAAAGAAAAAUAGUUUGUUAAAAACUGCAUUAAUUACCUUUGCAGGGUUAUGGGACCUUGGACAGUGCACGCAUACUGCUUCAUUGAGCUAAAGUGGUCUGGGUGUCUAUUGUGUCCCUUUAACAUGGGGCAUUUUGAGACUUGUCCCUUCAUCACAGAUGUUUAACAAAUCUAAUUUAUUAGUAACUAAUUUUUAUUUAUUUUGAAAAACGAAGUAAUUUAACCAUUGUAAUAACGGCUUAUCAGGCAGUCUAAGGCCGCUAAAUAUGAUCCCAGGUAUACACUGAUCAGCCACAUUAUAACCACUAAUAGAUUAAGUGAAUAAGAUUGACUAUAUUGUAACAAUAGGACCUUCCAAGGGGUGGGAUAGAUUAGGCAGCAAGUGACAGUCAGUUUUUGAAUUUUUUGUCAUGGAAGCGAAAGGAUCUCAGUGACUUCCUUUUACAUUUAUUUUGAAUAUUUGGCAAUUCACUACACAUUUCAAAUCAGUCAAGGUAAAGCCAGGGCAAACAUACCACAUGAGCAAGAUAAAUAGAAAAAAAUAUUGUUAGCUAUAUGCUUUCUCUAAACUAACUGCCAGGCGCAAAGGAUAGAGCUUAUGACACUAAUCUACAGGGAGCUAAGAUGGAGCACCCAGAUGCAGUAAAAAAAAAGGUGUGUGCAUUUCGAAGUUUAAUCCUACUUUUCAGAUCUCACAAAUUCUUAUUUUAUAAAUGCAGAUUUAAGGAAAAGUAUAUUUAAAAAUGUUUUUUCUCUCUUCUGAGAGAAUUUUUUUUUAUUGAUAUAGUUGAAUGCUAUUGCUUUCUUUCUUUGAAAUUCAUGCCUACAUAAUUUUAGUGCAGUUAUCCUAUCGGCACACAUUGAGGAACAGCAGGUGCUUUGUCCUUUUGAGAUUCUGAGGAUCUGUUUAUAAAAUUUUGACUUUUUUAAUUAUUAUUUUAAUCCACCAGAUCACGCUCCUUCUUGUGUUUGGAACUGGUGACUAAUCCGCCCUAUUCGCGUAAUGAUUUUAGAAUAUUUUUUGCACACCAGCAUUUCCUUUUCAGCAGGGAAUUAGACCAUUACGCUUGCACUGAAUGGACUGCUGGAAUGCUGGCCACUGCUCAUGCAUGAGUAGCGUUUGCCUUGUUUGUUGUUGUACCGACAUCAGAACGUGGUAUUUGCCUGUCAAAGCAGAACAUGUCACUGUAAAAAAAAAAAAAUGUACAUUUAAAUAAGUAUUUCUGACUAGUAGAAUCCAGACAUUUCUUUUUUUUUUUUUUUAAUCUUGUAAAGUUGCUGUCCAGAUAGUCUGUGGAUAUAUAUCUGCAUUUACUUUGUUUCCUCUAAACAUAUGGUUAAUUUGCAUUAUGGAAGUGUGUGUGUGUGUGUGUGUGUGUGUGUGUGUGUGUAUAUAUAUAUAUAUAUAUAUAUAUACACACUCACACUCUGCGGGGCUCGAAAAAUCCCAGGCGCCAUGGGAUUUUGUUCUAGCGCUUGGGUUUUUGUCGGCCCGUUCCUUCCGAGAUGGCCAGCUAACGGAGAAUGUAGGCUGCAGCAAGCAAUGCAAGCGGGCGGUGAGAGAGCUGUAAUCUUCCUGCUGUGUUAAACCCCUUCAGCAACCUGGGAUGGGGGGUGGGAGGGAGAGGGGACCUGUAGUGCCAGGAAAACGGUUCGUUUUCCUGGCACAGGUGUGUCCCUUUAAGCUAAAGUUGUUUUGGUGAUUAUAGUGUCCCUUAAGAUUAAAAUAAUUUGUGUGAGUGUCUGUAUGUCACUGUGUCAAAUCAGUGAGUGUGUCUAUCACAGUGAUCACCCCCCUCCGAUCGCAUGGGACAGGUGUUUUUAUUCCCCUUUUUUCCUGCGUGAAUCCGGUCUUGCUGUGGCUGGCCCAGCCUGCAUGGCUGAGAUAAUCAGUCUUGGUGAUUUCAGCCACACUAUUACGCAUGUGCGGCAAAACAUUGUGUUAAGCCAGUUUGCAUCUCCUCAUAGAGAUGCAUUGACUAAAUUGGCUUGGAGACGCUGAACGUAGGUGCUACAUAUUGUGUAGCACUAGACUAAGCAGCACCUCUAGUGGCCAUCCGAGAGACUCACUAGAGGUGUUCUUAGACUGCAUUGUAAACAUUGCCUUCUUUCUGAAAAGGUAGUGCUUUUAUUGAAAAUCACUAGAUCAAGCUGUAGUGGUGCUGGUGAAUUGCAUUUUUGUCAUUGAAAAUAAAGUUUUGUUUAAAACAAAGUCUCCUAACUUUUUAUUUGGCUCCUAGAUUCCAAGCAAAUUUGUCAAGCUCUGAUAUAGCGUGUGGUAUGUGCUGAGCAAGCUUGAUGUCUAAAGCACAAACCGUAAUUCUAUGUAGAAAACAAGGGGGAAUUUGAACAAGCCAAAAAGUAGAUUGAUACACAAGUAAACGGGGGGGUAACCCGAAAUAGAAACUAUAUACGUGGAAGAGACGUAGUGUACCAAAUAAAGGGGCUGGGAUUGGUAUCAAAUACAGAGGAACUCUUGAAUAAUCCAGAUUAGGAGAAUAUCAUAUGUAAAAUAAAUACAUUUUAUUGAAAAAAAAAACAUUAAAAUUGCCAGGUAUAAAGGCAAAUAAAGUGGUUGAAAAAAACAUAAAAAAUAGCCCAUUGUGAAGGCAAAUUAAGUGGUGCUUGUGUACUAAACAAAAGUAAAAAAAAAUAAAGAUCAAAUAGAUAUGUCAAGUAUAGGUAUAAAUAAUCACCCACUAGUAUGAUUGCUCUAUACGUGGUAUAAAUGAAACCAAUUGUACUACCUAUUAUGGGAUUGAAGUUUAGCGUAUCACCAAAGUGGAGAAUAUGAAUCUAUGCAUACGUCUAUGCCAAGAAUUCUUUCAAAUAUAUCUCAGUAUGGUGAUGCAAAAGGAGAUAGCCCUUAGUACCAGGAUAGGUACUGAAUAGCCUCUGCAGCGUGUCAAAGGGUAAUGUACAGCAAAAUAGUUGCAAUUAGUCUAACUCCUGUAACAUGGCAGGUAUAAGCAUACAGCUAAAACUCCCUGCCUAUUACUGCAUCGAAAAUAUAGACUAAUAGGUGAAUCGUGUCUUAUUAGUGAAAGACAGUUGUUAAUAUGGUAAUACGGUUAGCCUUGCAAUAUUAGGAUCUAUAAAGGUCAGUUUAAAAAUUAAUAAUAGUCUAACUGGCUUCUUCCCCCGUGACUUCGAGGACACCUCUAGCUCUUCACGUGCUGUAUUAAGAGGGAGGAUAUAGGAGCUGCGGAUAUCAGGUCUCUUAGCAGGAUAGUGUGCCGGCUCAGAAUCGUAUUCCUUUGUGCCAGAAUAUGCUCUGUAUAGCUCCUACAGCAUCACGUGCCGGAAAGUAGUAUAUAGUAGCACAGCAGGCAUGGACCUGCGAGUAAUAUCACUUGCAUGUUACUAUAUUAAAAGUUGAUAAGCUGCCUGUGAUUACAUUGAAGGGUAAUACCUAGUAAUACACUAAGGCUGCUUUGUUUGGCUGGGGUGAUUUAGGGGGACUAUAGUGUUCCUUUUAAUAUACUGUUGUAGCAGAUGGAUUCUUUAAAUGCCAGGAUCCUAGCCGCAGUGUUUGUUUUCUUAAAACAUGUAGUAGGUUUUUAUCAAUUGCUGUAGACAAAGCUCUGUUGCAAUUAGCAUUUUCAUCACCUCAACUAGUUUCACUUGAUAUCAGUUUCUAAAGUCAGUCUGUUUUUCAGCUGGGGCAGAACUUUUCCUGUGCUUCAUUCCAUGGUUGCACAUUUUAUGUUUUGUCUUAAAUUCUAAGUCCUAUGUUGUCUGUUACAAAGACAGGUUUGGGCUAACUGACUACUGGAAUGGCAAUUUUAAAGAAAAUGCUUCCUAAUAUUGGUUCCUGCAGAGUUUGCAUCAAACAAGUUUUUAAAUGCAGUUGCAGCUAUUCUGUCUGCUCUAGCCUCUGCUUCCCAAAUACGGCUAAGGAAAGCCUAUAGCAGGUAAGGCUGUUGGUUGGUAUUGCAAUUUUAAAGAAUUACUUCUAAUAUUGAUUCCUGCAGAGUCUGCAUCAAACAGGUUUUGAAAUGCAGUUUGCAGAUAUUCUUUCUGCUCUAGCCUCUGCUUCCCAAUUACGGUUAAGGAAGGCCUGGAUCAUGGGUAUUGUCUUAUGCAGACUGUAUAUCUUUGUAAUCAGUCUCGCUUCAGCCAAUAAAGAUGGUAACCUGCAUGAACUAGUCUCCAUGGAAAAUUAUUUCUUCCUCAUGUUACUGGGCUUGAAGCAAGUUCUAGUACAGCUGCAGGCCUAUUGAUCAAGGUGUAGUUCCACCAGGUUCAAUUUGUACCCUGCACUGCCAUAGAUACGGUAUGACAGGGAUGGCUUACUGCCUAGGUUUGUUUGCCGUUUUUCUUUUACGAAAGAGCUUAUGGCAAUUGCCACUUAAGUUUCUCUCACUAUGCAAAAUGUUGCCAUCCAUAAAUUUGUUGAAUCUCUACAAUACUGCUUCCUCAGGGGCACCUAAUGAAUUUUUGUACACCAGCCCCUAAAGGUUAGGGUGUUUUUUCUACAGCAUACAGGUGGAUGCUAAUCAAUCUUCUGAUAAAGAAUUCCCUUUACAAGAAGUGUGCAGUUCUGGUGUUUGUCAAGGAACAGUUCAGGUGUAAAUAUUUUGACAAGAGUUUUUGACUCUCAGAGAAUGGUAAUUCCCUGAAGAAAAAAUGUGUGGUUCUCUCUGUCCUUAUCACCUGAAAUCUCUCUUCUACUUCAGUAGACAAGAUACUAGGGAAAUAAUAUUGGUUCCCGUCUUGUAAGAACCUGUGUGGUCUCUUCAGCUUCUUUAGGCAUAGCACUGUUUACAGGUCCUUCAGAGGCCAGAUACAGUUGCUGAUAAGAUUUUGCAGUAAAAUCCUAUAAUUUGGUCAUUCCUUUCUGAACCAGGCAGAAAUGAAGGAUGCUAGACGGUUCUUACUUUUUGUUCUAGUUCUCAAAUCGAUCGUUCAGAAUUUUACGACUGAUGCUUCAGGUCUCAGCUAGGUUCUCAUAGGGUUGAAGGGAAAUAAGCUGAGAGAUUUUGAAAAAAACGUAUCCAACUACAUAGGACCGAAGGCUAUCUGGCUAGCUCUCUUUGCUUUUCAGAUAAAGACCAGGUAUUAUCUUGUCCAGAUCUGGUCGGAUAGUUCUACAUCAGUAGCAAUUCUGUACAAACAAGGUCGUCUUCUUGUUUAAAAAAAAUCUUGUUCUAGGAAAUGCUUGGGUUAGUUUUUCUUGGGUCUAUUCACUUAUGCAUAGAACUUAAUAUUCCUCUGUUUAGCUGUAGCAUUGAAUAGUCAACAUUUAAUACAAAGCAGUUUGGUUCGUACUCCCUGAUCUUCACCCAAACGAUAGGAAGAAUUUGAUUAUCCAGUUAUGGAACUGGGACAUCUAGAUCAAACAGCAUGAAGUGUUUCAUUGGACAAGCUUGGACAGACCAGUAAGCUUUGGUUUCCUUUUCUUUCUUGGGAAUUCCAGUCUAACCUAUAGUUUCCUCCUAGUUCCCUAUUUCCCAAGAUCCUAUAGGAUGGAAAAGGUGAGAAUGAUAGUCUUCCUUCCUUGGUGGCAAGUAGCUGUUUCACCGUUCAUCUAAAAUUAUCCCGAGGAAUCUUUGGGGACCUUACCUGUAAGUAGGCAUCUUGGAAUUCUCAAGGGUACCUCUUCUCAACUUUGUAGUAAUUCAAGCUGACGACCUGGUUUAUGUAUACCAGAUACGGAAGGCUAAUGUUUUGUCUCAGGAAAUUGACAAUUUCUUUUACUAUAAAUGGAUCUUGUUCCAAGAUUUAUUCCAAGUAUGGAAGGUGUUGUUUUUUUAAGAUAUUGGUUCAAAGAAAAGCAUUGUGGAUGGUUUAAAGCUAGAGAUCCUCAAGGCCAAAUUUUGGUUAUCAGUUUAUUUUCAGAGGUUUGUCUCCAAAUCACAAGUAUCUGCUAGUCUCUUUUGUGGUUAGUUCCAGUCUUCAGGGAAUCUUUUCCCCAGGGCAUCUUCUUUUGGGGUUUUUAACUCUGCUGAUUUGAGCCUUCACUCUAGGCCUCUGGGGGUAGUCGCCCAAAAUACUUUUGGGAAGAACUUAAAGUUCUUCAGUUUCCAUUUUCAGCAGGAGAAAGUGGAGUUAAGUUGGAUUCUUUAAUUCUUACCAAUCUUCCAUCUAUCAUUAUUUUUCUAACUUUUCCCAACAGCAUUCUAGGGUCUUGGAAUUCUAAUUCCACUGCCUGGGCGUUUAGUUCUCCUCUACAGUACCUUAAAGGUCUUUAUUUGUUUGGGUUUUUUCUUAUCGAACACCUAUCUCCAUUGAAGCUCCUUCUGUCACAGUUAUGUUCAGAUCGGGUGCCUGAGGGCUUCUGCUAUACAUUCUCUCGAAAUUCCUAACAGCCACGAGGUGAUCUCUUCACUCAAUUUGGUCUGUUGAUCUUGGAAAAUACAACUUUGGUCGCAGGUUUUUUGCAGUGAGAAUGGAGUCCCACCCUAAGGGAUUGCUUUGGAUAUCCCAGUUGUAAAGCACUGCCUCUAAUAUGAAGGGAAAAUCAAAAAUUUUUACUUACCGUAAAUUUCUUUUUCCAGAAGAUUAGAGGCAGUGCUCACCCCCCAAAUUUUUUAAUAGUCUGAGUGGUACGGUUAUUCAGCUUUUGUAAUUUCUGGGGAUGUCUUGAGUAGGAAGCAAUUUAUAAGGCCAAAGGUUAAUUGGGGGAGGUUCUUGAAAAGUGUGGGAGAUUGCCUGCCUGUUUUUUCCCUCCAGGUGAUGAAAUCCCAGUUGUAAAGCACUGCCUCUAAUCUUCUGGAAAAAUAAAUUUACGGAAGUAAAAUUUAUUUUACAUAUGUUAUUCUCCUAGUCUGGAUUAAUCAAGAGUUCCUCUGUAUGUGAAACAAUCUCAGCCCCCUUAUUUGGUACACUACUUCUCUUCCACGUACGUAAUUCUAUGUAUUCCAUUUUUUUUGUUGACAGUUGUAGUCUAGGCACACAAAGUUGUACCAACCAUUAAAUAUGGUUAAAUAAGUACAGAGUGAGCAAAAUAACAAUCUGUACUCUGCACUCUUUGCACCUGUUGCUUGAAGGUUUUAAACCUGGUUGCCAGGAUAUUUUUUUUUCUCCUAGGUGAUUUCUAGUACUGGAUGGAAAAUGUUAACCAUUGCAGAGAUGAUGCUUGUGCACACAUUGCUCGUAGAUCAGUCUUUCAUAAUUUUUGCUGUUUCAAUGUAAUUGCAACAGGCAUGUUGUGAUUUAUUGUGUGUUUAGAACACAUGUACAUUAACAGGUCUAGACAUGGCCUCCUUAGCAAAAGAAAUGUAAUGCUAUUCAAUAUCAGUCUUACGGUGGUCUUCUGGAAGCCUAAUGAACCAGAUUAUUUAUGUUCAAACCAUUCUAAAACUGUAUACAUACUAACAAUGGGAGCUGGGCACUCCUGGCACAAUAGCUAUUACCGUGUUUCUCCGAAAAUAAGACCGGGUCUUAUAUUAAUUUUAGUCACAAAAAACACACUAGGGCUUAUUUUCAGGGUAGGGCUUAUUUAUUUAUGGUACCGGUAUGUACAUUGAACAACAUUUAAACAACAUUUAAACAACUUUUCUCCACCCCCUUUAAUUAAUCCACCCCCUCUUUAAUAAAUCCACCCCCCUUUAUUUAAUCCACCCCCCUUUAAUUAAUCCAUCCCCCUCUAAUUAAUCCAUCCCCCUCUAAUUAAUCAACCCCUCUUUAAUUAAUCCAGCCCACCCUUUAAUUAAUUCACCCCCCUUUAAUUAAUUCAGUCCCAGACAUAAAAUAUCUACUCACAUUUCAAAGAUUCCUUGCCCACCGAUUCCGACCACUGGGUGCCUCACCGCCCGGAAAUGGAUCCUUCCGCUGAAGAUCCGUGAAGGCAGACUGACGGCGCUGCGAAAGGUCGUCAUCACGUUGCACGAUGCCGCGGCCCGCAACGCUCCUCCCCCUCCUCCUCAUAUGGUAGAAGAAGGAAGUCUCGCCGGGCCGCAAAGGUGCAAUGCCUAGGUCUUAUUUUCGGGGUAGGGCUUAUAUUGCAGCCCACCCCGAUAAUCUGGCUAGGGCUUAUUUUCGGGGUAGGGUGUAUUUUCAGGGAAACAGGGUACAGUGGAUUUCACAUGCUUAAUGUCACCUGGUGCAAAGAAUUUCAUCUCUGUAUUGUAUAGAUGAAAUGGAUUCAGUGAUACCGUGUGCCCACAGGUUUUUUUUUUUGUUUUUGUUUUUUAUUACCCAUUUUUAUAGUACCCUUUAUUUUUUUGUAAAAUAUGUACAUUUGAGUGUAUUUAUUUAAGGCACAUUUUGUAUGUUCUUUAGUAUAUCCAUAUUUACAAUAGCUUGUUUGUAUACAGUCACAAAGCUGUCCCUUAAUGUGUGUUUUAGUAUAAUACGUGUGCUAGUUUAUACUACUCUUAUGAUCUGAAGUUGUGGAAUUAACACUCCCCUGCUUUCCAGAAUGGACUAGUUUUUCCUAAUUGGCCUUUGCGUAAUCUGGUUUUCUCUGGAGCUAAAAAACAAAAACAAACUUGUGCAAAUGAUUCUUGAGUGAGUGCAAUGCAAAUUGUUUGUUUUUAGUGUAUUCUAAACCUUUCAAAUAAAGUUGUGGUCCAUGCAAACAGUACUUAUUGGGUUGAGCAAAGGAGCUGUCAUUGUCAAAUAUGUUACGGUUGUUUAACCCCUUAAGGACACGUCAUGAUUUCCUUUUAUUCCAGAUGUUUGGUCCUUAAUGGGUAAAGAAAAAAAUAUAUAUAUUUUAUAUAAAUUUUUUUCUCACUCAAAUAGUGUUUUAAAAAUAUUUAUUGAAUUUUUUUUAUUUAUUUUUUUAUAUGUAGGCAGCGUAUUAAAAGUGAUCAUUUACUUCUCAUGACUUUUAAAAUUGUUUAUUGGUUCUGAAAAAUAUAAUUGCAUAUGGAAAUGGGGAAACAGCUGUUUUGGACCUGAGCUCCACUAUCUGUGCUCCCUGUAAGUCAUUAUUGGGAAAACCAGCCUUUGUACCUGUAUGUCAACAUAAACCGAGAAUGGGAAAUAGAUUUAUCAAGAUGCUUUGUUAUAAAAGUGGUGCAAAAAUGGAAGCAGUUACAAGUAACAUAUGAUUGCUGGUUCACUGGUUUCCAUGGUUGUUGCUCUACUCUUAGUACUUUAGAACAGAACACUUUGAUAGUGCUCCCUCAAAGUUUUUUUACUCUUCCAGUAUAAUGAAUGUGUAUCUCUUAUUGUGCCAGGAGAGACCUGUAUUCCUAAAACUAUAAUGUCCCUCUGGUUCCCCUCCGGGUGCAAAAAAGGUUAAAAAUGCUUCUUACACUUACCUGAUUCCAGUGCCGAACAUGUUCCUCCUCUCACAUCUGCCCAUGAGGGAACCUCGGCAAGUUCCACCUGCACUUUAUACCUUCCCCAUAAGCAAACAUUGAAUUAAUGCUUCCCUGUGGGGGUUAAGAAAAUGGUGGGUGUCCACAUGCACAAGGACGUCCAGCGUUGAUUCAGAAUCAAACGCAGUGAAAGGCCAGGAAGCGCCUCUAAUGGCUGAUGGACUGUUUCUCUGAAUUGCAAUGUUUGCAGCUGCGAGACAUGCACCCAGACCAUUUUAAUGAGUUUAGUGUCCCUUUAAUAAUUUACUAUACAUGUGUUCUAUGAUGCGAUAAGCGUUUAAAUCUCAAACACUAAAAUGAGUGACUGUUGGAGUAUUUUUGUAACCAGUUUUUGCAGGUUAGUGGAAUACUGUAUGAAAAGCAACUAAAGAUAAACACGACAAGCAUUAGAUCCAUACUUGGCUCUGGAGCAUAACAAAGGCAGUGAAAAUUGGUAUACUAAAUUUUCUGUGAAAGCUGUGACUGCACAACAUGCUCAAAAUAGUCUCCAAUGUUUCAUGAACAAAACAGACUAAUUUUCACCCAACUAUAAACUUGAUGUACUGUGCAGUGCUGAUAUGUUUUUAUUUUCAGCAUUGACCAUUUUCUGAGCAUCUUUUUCUGUUUAAAGGUUUGUUUAUUUUCAGAAGCUUAAAGGGACACUAGUCACCAGAACAACUACAGCUUAAAGGAACACUAUAGUCACCUAAAUUACUUUAGCUAAAUAAAGCAGUGUUAGUGUAUAGAGAAUUCCCCUGCAAUUUCACUGCUCAAUUCACUGCCAUUUAGGAGUUAACCCCUUAAGGACGGAGCCAAAUGUACACGUUGUGAACGAAACAAAAUGUAAACAAAACCUGGCAUUUGCGCUACAUGUCUGUCCAACCGUAAUUCACCUCUUUCAUAUUAAAUGCACCCACCCUUAUUAUAUAUCAUUUUAUUCAGGGGAAACAGAGCUUUCAUUUAAUAUCAAAUAUUUAGCUAUGAAACAUAAUUUAAUAUGAAAAAAAUGGGAGAAAAUAAGAUUUGAUUUUUUUUUUUUUUUUUAACUGUCAAUGUCAUAAUACUGUUUGCUUUUACUGCAAUAAAAUACACAUAUUUGUAUUCAGCGAUGUCUCACGUGUACAGGUUUUAUAGCGUUUUGGGAAGUUACAGGGUCAAAUAUAGCACGUUACAUUUGAAAUUGAAAUUCGCCAGAUUGGUUACGUUGCCUUUGGGACUUUAUAGUAGCCCAGGAAUUAAAUUUACACCCAUAAUGGCAUACCAUUUGCAAUAGUAGACAACCCAAGGUAUUGCAAAUGGGGUAUGUCCAGUCUUUUUUAGUAGCCAUUUGGUCACAAACACUGGCCAAAGUUAGCGUUAGUAUUUGUUUGUGUGUGGAAAAUGCAAAAAAUGCCAAUUUUGGCCAGUGUUUGUGACUAAGUGGCUACUAAAAAAGACUGGACAUACCCCGUUUGCAAUACCUUGGGUUGUCUACUAUUGCAAAUGGCAUGCCAUCAUAGGGGUAAUUUUCAUUCUUGGGCUACCAUAGGAUCUCAAAGGCAACGUACCCAAUCUGGCGAAUUUUAAUGUGAAAAAAAUGAAACACAAGCCUUAUAUUUGAUGCUGUAACUUUUGAAAACACCAUAAAACCUGUACAUGAGGGAUACUGUUGUACUCGGGAGACUUCGCUGAACACAAAUAUUUGUGUUUCAAAACAGUAAAAAGUAUCGCAGGAAUAAUAUCGUCCGUGUAGGUGCUGUUUGUGUGUGAAAAAUGCAAAAAAGUCACUUUUACUGGCGAUAUCAUUGUUGUAAUACAUUUUACUGUUUUGAAACACUAAUAUUUGUGUUUAGCGAAGUCCCCCGAGUAGAACAGUACCCCCCCAUGUACAGGUUUUAUGGUGUCUUGGAAAGUUAUAGGGCUAAAUAUAGUGCUAGCAAAUUAAAUUCCCUUUACUUUCAGCAUGGGUUGUCAGGCAGGUAAUUGUAAUUAAUUAAGAUACCCAAUUAUGUAAAAUUAUUGCAUAAAUAUAUAUGUAGAAUUAAUGUGUGUGUGUGUGUGUGUGUGUGUGUGUGUGUGUGUGUGUGUAUAGAAAUAUAUAGAUAUAUAGAGAGAGGGGGAGAUAUGUAUAUAGAUAUAUAUUUCGUUCUACGUGUAUUUUGAUAUAAAUAUAUAUAUUAUCACAAAACAGAACGAAAUAACACACAUCUAUAUAUUUAAUUAUUUUUUGAUUUUUUACUGUAUUUACAUAUUUUUUUUUUUAUAUAUAUUUUAUAUAUAUAUAUAUAUAUAUAUAUAUAUAUAUAUAUAUAUAUAUAUAUAUAUAUAUAUAUAUAUAUAUAUAUCAAUAAUUAUAUAUAAUCCGUAUCAGUCUACGUGUAAUUUGAUAUUAAUAUAUAUACACAUUAAAGGACCACUCUAGGCACCCAGACCACUUCAGCUUAAUGAAGUGGUCUGGGUGCCAGGUCCCUCUAGGAUUACCCCCCCCUUUUUUAUAUAUAUAUAUAUAUAUAUAUAUAUAUAUAUAUAUAUAUAUACACACAUACAUACAUAGCAGUUUCAGAGAAACUGCUAUGUUUAUAAAUGGGUUAAUUCAGCCUCCAAAUCCUCUAGUGGCUGUCUCAUUGACAGCCGCUAGAGGCGCUUGCGUGCUUCUCACUGUGAAAAUCACAGUGAGAAUACGCAACCGUGCAUAGGAAAGCAUUGUAAAUGCUUUCCUAUGAGACCGGCUGAAUGCGCGCGCAGCUCCUGCCGCGCAUGCGCAUUCAGCCGAAGAGGAGGAUCGGAGAGGAGGAGGAGAGUUCCCCGCCCGACGCUGGAAAAAAGUAAGUUUAUCCCCUUUCCUCUCUCCAGAGCCCGGUGGGAGGGGGACCCUGAGGGUGGUGGCACCCUCAGGGCACUAUAGUGCCAGGAAAACGAGUGUGUUUUCUUGGCACUAUAGUGGUCCUUUAAGCUAAAGUUGUUCAGGUGACUAUAGUGUACCUUUUUAAUGUAGUUGUUCUGGUGAGUAUAAUUCCCUUCAGGCAUUUUCAUAUAAACACUGCCUUUUCAGAGUGCACAGUAAGCAGCUCUGCAGUUCAGCGUCCCCACGCUCUACAUGGAGACGCUGAAUUUUCCUCAUAGAGAUGCAUCUCUAUGAGGAGGUCCUGAUUGGCCAAAAUGGCAUUUGGCCCCGUCACCAUGCCGAUUUGCACAAAUCAAAUGCUUUCCCUAUGGGAAAGCGUUGGAUUGGCUAAAAAGCAACUAUUUUGAUGUCACAAAGGGGGUGGUGCCAGCUCCGAAAGAACCGCGCAGCGCUGGGAAUAAGGGGAGUUUUAAACUUUUAUAGUGGGGGCAAGCCACCUAAAUGAUGGGUUUAGCACUAUAGGGUCAGGAAUACAUGUUUGUGUUCAUGACCCUAUAGUGAUCCUUUAAAUGAGUAUUGUUCUCAUUCUGUUCUCUAAAAACUAAAGUUAACUUCAAGAAAAUGUAAAUGUCUUUAAAAAAAUGUUUGGCAAAAUCACAAGUGUAUGGGAGGAAUGCAUUCCGGAGUCUACAGCUCAGGAAUAUGUCACAUCUUUUAUUCACACCAUUUGUUUAUUUAUUUUUAUUCUUACUUUCUGUGGUCCAGAGUACUGACUGAACUUCAAAUACAAUGUUUUCCAAAUAUAUAUAUAUAUAUAUAUAUAUAUAUAUAUAUAUAUAUAUAUAUAUAUUUUAACUAUUUUAGUUGUUUAUCUAGUUUUUAUGACGUGUUUGCACUUUGUCUAACCACAACUAUAUCUCAAAAGUUUGUGAAUUAUCCCUUUAAAACUCCUCUUGUAAAAAACAUAAUGGAUGCCUUUCUGAUGAAAAGAUUUGUUUUCCUCUUCUACGCAAAGUAGCAAGAACAAAUUUAAUGGAAUAAAAUUCUCAAAUUGAGACACCCCAUUUUUAAAUGCUUCAAAUCGAUAAUACAUAAAAUCAAUGUUGAUUAUUUUUAAACUUCCCAAAAAUACUGUUAUUGCACAGAUAGUGUCAGUGGCAGACAGACUCCUUUCUGACCUGCCGCACCAAUCCGGAAUCUCUUUUGGUUUGUGAUCUCAUGUUAUUCCAUAUUCCUUUGAACAAGAGUUUGAGAUAAGUAGUUUAGUUUAUCCCUUCUCUGCAGGAUUGAUUUCCUGUGAUAUGACUGGGCUGUUGGCACCCAAUGCUGAAUUUUUCCCUCCUGAGUAUUCUCUGCAACCAAAGUAACUGGCCACAGUUUUGUAAGAGUGAUGUGGGGAUUAGACAUUGGCAUGUCCAUGGCUCCUGCUUUUCUAGAAAGGCUACCAGUUGUGUGGAAUUGAUACUUAAAAUUUCAGUAGGAGUUAAAAACACAUUGAGCGCUAGCAGAUCGGCCAUAUUACAGGAAGGUAGAGGAAUAGGAAGGGAAUUACCCAAAGCAGGUUGAAGAGUAGAAGGGAAAUGGCUUUUUAAAAUAGAUAGAGAUAUAUAUAUAUAUAUAUAUAUAUAUAAUCUCAAACAUCCUGAGCUCAUAUUAAAGGUAAUUAAGUCCCAAGUAAGAGCCGUACCAACACCAAAAGAGGGAUUAAUUAUAAAUGUAUUAUAGUGUUUUUCUUGUUAUAUUCUUUCUCCAUAUUUGCCAGGCCUGUUUUUUGUUUUUUUUCCUGUGUUUUAUCCAGACUAUCAGCGUGUGAAGUAUCAAAUUCAAAACACAUGAAUGUUUUGGAUUUUGUUUUAUUAUUAACCUAGUAAAGUAUACAAAUAUUUCGCAGCGUGAGAGUUCCCAGUGUACUGCACUUUUUUUUUUUUUUUUUGUCUAAAAACAUGAAAUAGAAAAUAGUGUGCCCAUUUAAAUGCUUAGGACUGUGGCACAUGCAUGCAUUUGUGCUAAAUUAUCCUGUAAACUCCUUUUCAUGCAGUAAGAGUUGCAAUAGCAUAAAAGAUACUACAAAAACCUGUCACUAACAUAAUUUUAUUCAAACCAUAGUGCUUCCGUUUAAAAAAAUAUAUCAGUUAAUAACCCCCUCUCUCUAUUUUGUUUUAAAGGUUGUCUAGUUUGUUUUAUUCAGACUGCCCCCUAACAAGAUAUUUGUACUGUACCUAAAUCAUAGUGCCCACAUAAUUACUGACAUUGCAAUCUCCUAUAUGAUAUUUAUCAACAUGUUAAAUACUGCUGAUGGACAGUGGAAGAUGUUGAUGCAUGCACAAUCCUGCAAAUCUGAUCAUUCUAAACCAACUUUACAUUCAGUUGGAUACCUUACAUAUAAUGCUGCAGUGGGUGUUUGCAAUAGUUUACCUUUCAAGAGUUAGAGCCUGAGCAGACUGAAAAUCACAAACCUCUUCCAAUCAACUGUUUACUAACAAUUUCUAGUUAAUCAGUAACUCCAUUUAAAGGACAAAUAAGCGCUGGAACUACAAUCGACAAAAUUGAUAACCUAAUAAAUACAUGUGCGUUUUACCCGACUUUUCAGUUUGUUUACCUUAAAUGAGCAGUCCAGCACAGGGUUAGGCAACCUUCAUCAUCAACUUAUUGUGGACUACAUCUCCCUUAAUGCUAUGCUAGCAUUAUGGCUGUAAGAGGAUUAUGGGAGAUGUAGUCCACAACACAUGGAAUGACAAAGGCUGUACACCCCUGCUCUAGCAUUAAAAAUAUUUGUUUUGGCACCACCUAGAUUUUGCUCACUAAAAAUCCAGAUCCAGACACUCUUCCUAGCAGCCACUCCUGCCCCUCUGAUAUCAUCCAUGCAGAUAGGGACCUACUUACUGGGCAGGUGACUCUAUCACCACACUCUGUGAAGCAUUCCAAGUGUGUUGCUACAUUUAACAUGAAGACUUACAAUUUUGAACGUCUUCAUAUGACAGAUGUAAACUUUCUCUCAAACAAAAUUUGUCGGAGUUCAGGAACACAAGUAUUUGCACCAAAACUGCUCUUAAGACGUGGUUUUGGUUCUUUGUUUCUUUAAAAACAAACACUGCUUUGCCCAUAUGGAAAAUAGUUUAAUGGCACACUGGUUACCUGUUGGCAUCAUUAAUAUACUUGGCUGUAUUAAAAUAAAUAAAUUGAGAUGCCAGGUCUAGGUUUAUCGUGGUAGCUUUCGAAAUCCUGAGAACAAAUCCAUGUGUUCAAAGCCUAUCACAUCAAAAAGACUUGACUGUAAUUUCUGCCAAAUGUUCUACAACAAACUACUGCGUUAAGGGAUAGAAUACUUAUGUCAAUGUGACAUUUCAGUUUUUAUUUUUUUAAUGUAUUUGCAAAUAAUCUCAUUCUAGGGGUUUGUGUAGAUUGAUGUGAAGGAAAAUAAUUGAAACAGUUGUAGCAUAAGGCUGCAACAUAAAGUGGACAAGAAUUACUUCUGAAUGCACUGUAUGCGAGUAGGUGGGUUUCGAAGUUACCCGCAGAUUAUUGUGCCUAUCCUUAUUUACGUUGAAGGAUUUUAUUACAGUGGGUUUGUUACUUGUGGUAAUAUUUCAGCCUCUUCCAGUUAUCUUCUGAGAUAUUGAUGUAGAUUAACUGAUUAGCAAUCCCAUCAUUAAGCCCCACCUGUGAGAAUAGCAUUUAUAUAUUUUCUAGUGCUGUUUGCUGCCUUUUUCUAAUCUUGCUCUUUAUUUUACUCUUGCAGUGUAGAGAUUGGUGAAAGUGUAAGAGGUGAAGAUGUCUACAUCGUACAGAGUGGUUGCGGUGAAAUCAAUGACAACCUAAUGGAGCUGCUUAUAAUGAUUAAUGCUUGUAAGAUCGCUUCUUCAUCCCGGGUAACUGCUGUUAUUCCGUGUUUUCCAUAUGCUCGGCAAGACAAAAAAGAUAAGGUAAGCAACUGAGUUGUCACAUACGGAACUGAAGAGAAGGUCGUUUGUGUGUAUAUUUAAAGUUCAAAAAAAUCCAAAUAGGUUAUGGUGGAGAAAAAUUACGAUUUGAAAACCCCUUCCACCUGAAGUCUGUGGAUAGUUAAUACAAGGUUAAACAAAAAUCUAUACACUAGUCAAGCCAUAUGACUUGCUUUUCCCACAGAAAUCAGAAAUCUGCAGUGAUGUUACUACCGCAAAGUAUUAGUUUAACAAAGAAUCAAAUUUUUGCCUCAUUCCAUUAUCAACAUGGAUUCCUUUGAGUCUGUGUUUGCUGUAUACAACAGCUUUGAAACACAACUUAGGAAAAGAUGCAAAGCCAGUAAACCACUCUCUGACAGCUGUUUCGUUUACGUUAGAUAGACAUAGUGGAUAGAGCACACUAUGAAUAUUAAGCUAUGUAAAACUAUUCUUUCUCUUAAUCUAUAAUAGUUCCUCUCCAUUUGAUUCACUGUCAUUUGCCUACUAUUACCAGCCUCCCUUUGCCCCUGUUGUGAGUGAGACGUCAUGAAGCUGUGCUUUGACUAAUUCUGAACCAUGCAUCUCCAUCAUAGCUCAUUCUGCAGUUUUGCAGGCGGGCAGGAUUUUAAACCAAACUGGCAUCCUAAAUCAUUUUAGCAAGAGCCACAGCUGAGCUGGGAUUAUUGAUGCUAGCAUACGGUUAGCUCCGUUCAUAUUUGCUGCUUACCACCUCCUGAUGCUUUUCUAUUAAAGGUAUACUAUAGUGCUAUAAAUACAAACCUGUAUUCUUAACACUGUAGCGCCCUUUGCCCGCUCUCCAUCCCUCCCCUGACAUUGAAAGGGUUGUUAAACCCGUUCUGUACUGACCUGAUUCCAGGGCCAAUCUCCCUUCGGCGUGGUUCGGCGCUCUGUCACCAGAUGGGGUGGGCGCUAAUGCGCUUGUGUGGUAAUGCUUUUCUAUGGGGACUUUACUGACGCUGGAUGUCCUCAUGCAGAGUGUGAGGAUGUCCCAUGUCAGGCGAGCAAAACCCACCUAACAUGCAAAAAGUGUCUAAAGUGGUUUUCUGACAAUCUUAACCUUCAGUGUAGUAUACUUGUAUUCGUGUUGUACACUAGCACACACAUAUGUGUAAUUUAUUGCAGUAACAGCUAACAGAAUUAUGACAUUAACAAUUAAAAUGCAUGCAGAACUUAAUAUAACAAAAUGUCUUAAUUUCUCACACUAAUUUAUUCAAUGAAAAAAGUAAAUUAUGGUUGAACAGACAUUAAGUCAAAUUCUAGGUUUUGGUUCAGAACUUGUACAAUUGCCUCUUCCCUUAAGGGUUUAAAAUACAUCAGAAACUGUAUUAAAGGACCACUCUAGGCACCCAGACCACUUCAGCUCAAUGAAGUGGUCUGGGUGCCUGGUCCAGCUAGGGUUAACCCAUUUUUUCAUAAACAUAGCAGUUUCAGAGAAACUGCUAUGUUUAUGAAUGGGUUAAGCCUUCCCCUAUUUCCUCUAGCGGCUGUCUCAUUGACAGCCACUAGAGGCGCUUGCGUGCUUCUCACUGUGAUUUUCACAGUGAGAGCAUGCCAGCGUCCAUAGGAAAGCAUUAUGAAUGCUUUCCUAUGUGACCGGCUGAAUGCGCGCGCAGCCUGCCGACAGGGCGGAGAGGAGGAGGAGAGCUCCCCGCCCAGCGCUGGAAAAAGGUAAGUUUAAACCCCUUUCCCCAUUCCAGAGCCGGGUGGGAGGGGGACCCUGAGGGUGGGGGCACCCUCAGGGCACUAUAGUGGUCCUUUGAGUAUUUUUGCAAUUAAAUACGGUUCACGAUGUCAUGAAUUGCGUAAGCUGGAUUGAUCUCACCAAGCUUUGUUGUUUUAUAAUGUAAAACAUGUAGUACUACAUAUUUUGAAGAUUUAUUUUUGGUUCAGGACACACAGGUUUAAAGGGACACUAUAGUUACCAGAACUACUACCAGUUGUUCUGGUGUCUACAGCCAAUCCCUGCAUGCAUUUUAAUGUAAAUGCUAACUUUACAGAGAAAGAACUUCUACUAUAAGUGCAAUCCAGGUCAGCAGCACUGAUGUGCAGGAAGAUGCUGAACACUUGCCAUACAGAUGCAUUGAUUCAACACAGCAUUUUGCCGCGCAUGCACAAGAGCCUCCCAAUGCUUUUCCUCGUCUUCCUAUCGUCAAAUAUGAUCUCAUCCAGGGAGGCACAUUAAGACCAGCUCUGGCACUGAUGAAAGGAUACACAAAAUACCUUUUCAAAGGGAGGCAAGGGGUCACCUAAAGAGGUUGUUUUUUUUUUACACUAUAGUGUCAGGAGUAAAUACAUGUUUCUGUUCUGACACUGUAGUGUUCAUUUAAGAACAUGUGCAAUACUAUGAGGUGUACUGUGUCCUGUACAUUUAGCAGAAUGGAUGCAUUUGGUUAAGAGAUAAGAGCUGCAGCCUAAAUUUACCAAGUGCAAAUAUAGUGCCCUAAAUAAUGACAUUGACAUACUUAAUUUUCAUGAAAGUUUCAUAAGAUGCACAGUUUAAAAGACUCUCCCAAAAUCGUCUUUCUUCUUAAAGACAGUUUGACAACAAAUGUGAGUUACUGUUGAGUUAUGGUUCUUGGAAUGUACUAUUAGUACUUUGUGCAAUUUAAUUGCGUUGCUGACCCUUUCUGUCAAGUGAAAAGAUGCACUCAACUGAUGUAGAUAAAGCUGAAUGAGAGUGUUCGCUUUAGUUAUAUCAAAAUAACUAACUGGAAGGGCAGUCUGGCCCUGGGAAGCCAGGUAAAUGUUAAAGGACCACUCUAGGCACCCAGACCACUUCAGCUUAAUGAAGUGGUCUGGGUGCCAAGUCCAGCUAGGGUUAACCCAUUUUUUCAUAAACAUAGCAGUUUCAGAGAAUGGGUUAAGCCUUCCCCCUAAUCCUCUAGUGGCUGUCUCAUUGACAGCCACUAGAGGCGCUUGCGUGCUUCUCACUGUGAUUUUCAGUGAGAGCACGCAAGCGUCCAUAGGAAAGCAUUAUGAAUGCUUUCCUAUGUGACCGGCUGAAUGCGCGCGCAGCUCUUGCCGCUCGUGCGCAUUCAGCCGAAUGGGAGGAACGGAGGAGGAGAGCUCUCCGCCCAGCGCUAGAAAAAGGUAAGUUUAACCCCUUUUCCCCUUUCCAGAGCCGUGCGGGAGGGGGACCCUGAGGGUGGGGGGCACCCUCAGGGCACUAUAGUGCCAGGAAAACAAGUAUGUUUUCCUGGCACUAGAGUGGUCCUUUAAACCAUUCAAAACAGUUUGACUACUUACAAUGGGAUUGCAUUAGGGGUCUCCUGGCCUAGAAUAUCUAUUUGCAGAAUCACCUGAGCACAUCAGUUAUGUUUGUGUGUGUGUUUGUUUUUGUAUUUUUGUUUUUCCUUUUUAUACAGAUUGUAAGUAUUGCAGAUUUCUGUUGGCUAAGUUUUUACAAUAGUUGUUUUUACUGUGUAGUACUAACUUUUAUAUAAAGGUUUGUUUCUCUAGACAUCCAAAGCGUAACAAGAUGAUGAAACAUUUUCAAGGUCCUUUUUACAAGUGUAAACAUUGAUUUACCAGGGAUGUUUUUGAACCAAUAUAGAUAACCUCCAACCUGUGGGAACAAAAUCUCAAGCAACUUUUGUGUAUUUAAAGUGUCUGCUAUGCGAAGACCAGAAAUACUGAGCUAAAGGAAAAAGAAAAAAAAUUGUAUCCAUUCUUAAAAUUAAGCAAAACAUUAACAUUUCAAUGACAAAGUGGAGUGAGGAAAAAAGAGGGGUGUAUAGAGACUGCAGUCUGUAAAUAGAACAACCUAAAACCUGUUAAUUCAUCAUAUACACAAAAUAAACCUAUAUGUAAAUGACACAAAAAGUAAUAUAGGGUGAAACCAAUCUAAAAUAUAGACAUCCUAAAACUCUGUAUGAGGUAGACCAGUGCAGAAAAAUAUAUUAAAGUAUAGAAUAUAAAUUGAGUAUUAAUGUUCCAGAAUAAUAAGAAAAGUCUUUAAUCUUGAUAUAAUAAAUGGAAUCCGUAGUAUGUUGCCUUUAAAGGACCACUCUAGGCACCCAGACCACUACAGCUUAAUGAAGUGGUCUGGGUGCCAGGUCCAGCUAGGGUUAACCCAGUUUUUAAUAAACAUAGCAGUUUCAGAGAAACUGCUAUGUUUAUUAAUGGGUUAAGCCUUCCCCCUAAUCCUCUAGUGGCUGUCUCAUUGACAGCCACUAGAGGCGCUUGCGUGCUUCUCACUGUGAUUUUCACAUUGAGAGCACGCCAGCGUCCAUAGGGAAGCAUUAUGAAUGCUUUCCUAUGUGACCGGCUGAAUGCGCGCGCAGCUCUUGCCGCGCGUGCGCAUUCAGCCGACGGGGCGGAACCGAGGAGGAGAGCUCUCCGCCCAGCGCUGGAAAAAGGUAAGUUUAAACCCCUUUCCAGAGCCGGGCGGGAGGGGGUCCCUGAGGGUGGGGGCACCCUCAGGGCACUAUAGUGCCAGGAAAACAAGUAUGUUUUCCUGGCACUAUAGUGGUCCUUUAAACCAUUCAAAACAGUUUGACUACUUACCAUGGGAUUGCAUUAGGGGUCUCCUGGCCUCUCUGAAACUGCUAUGUUUAUGAAAAAAAUGGGUUAACCCUAGCUGGACCUGGCACCCAGACCACUACAUUAAGCUGAAGUGGUCUGGGUGCCUAGAGUGGUCCUUUAAUUGCAGGGGGAAAAAACAUUAAUUCUGUUUGUGGUAAUCUUUAUUCCCUCCUUUUCUGGCAAUAGAUUUUUUUUUUUCAAUACCUUGUCUUUCUUAAAGGAACACUAGGCACCCAGCCCACUUCAGUUUACUAAUUCCCACAUCUCUUAACACUACGAAGGUAAUUAUUGCAGUUUUUAAGAAACUUCAAUAAUUACCUUUCAGGUUUAACUCUCCCUUUAGUGACUGUCUACCAGACAGCCACUAGAGGUGUCCGGGUUCUUAGGCGACUUUUGAUGUUUGGGAGACCCGGCGUCACUCAAAAAUCCAUAGGAAAGCAGUCUGUCUUGUAAUUUUAUCCUUUAGUAAUAUCUAGUAAUGUUUAAAUUGCAAUAAAUGUGUUCUCUCUCACGUGAUAAAAAAAAUGUCGGUGGACAAGAGUCUUUAGACAGGUUUUCAAUACUGAAGCCAGGCAGACCUAUUUAGUAAUUUAGCAUAGUUUGCUAAUAUGAAAAUAGUCUUUGCUUUGUGUUUUUCUUGCCUUUUUCUUUUCCUCCCAAGUUUAUAUACCAUUGUGUGAAUAAUUGUAGUGGUAGAUUUAAGUGUACAUGGUAUUUGUGUUAGUGUGCAGGUUGUUAGGGUUGAAGGGUAUAAUAGCCAUUUUAAUGACUCCUAUGAUUAUUGGUAGUCUGAGUGCAGGAUUAAUUUCUGUGGGGUUUUUAUUUGCUUAUUAUUUUCUUUUGUAUUACACAGCCAUGUUAUUCUGCUUCCAUAAACUGCCAUGUAUAAUUUUAGAAGAUUAGAUAGUAAACCUAAUUAAACUUCACUUUUAGCUAUAGAAUAUAACAACAAUGAAUGUGAUAACAUUGUUUUUUUGUUUUUUUUCUUUAAACAUUUUUCAUUCAUUUAUUUUCUUUUUAGAGUCGAGCUCCAAUAUCUGCCAAAUUGGUUGCAAACAUGCUUUCGGUUGCUGGAGCUGACCACAUUAUUACCAUGGACCUUCAUGCUUCUCAGAUACAGGUAUUCUUAUAAAAAUGAAUCCCAUAUAAAUAGUGUGUGUGUGCGUUCGUUCUGCACCCAGGCGCUACAUCAUAGCACAAAUCAAGAGGGUGAUGCACUCAUUAUUUAGAAAAUUUAGCAGUUUGAGUAAAUCAUAUUAAAAUAUAACGAAGAUCUAUAUAUACACUGAUCAGUCUGCCAAGACAGCUCUGAUGCGUCGAGGCAUUGACUCAACAAGACCUCCCGACGGGUCGUGUUAUCUGGCACCAAGAUAUUAGCAGAAUAUCCUUUUAAGUCCUGACAUUUGUGAGGUACAGUUACCAUGGGUUGGAUUUUUUUUGUACCAGCACAUUCCACAGAUGCUCAAUAGGAUUUAAGAUCUGGAGAAUUUGGAAGCCAAGGCAGCAUCUUGAAGUGAUGGUUAUGUUCCUCAACCCAUUCCUGAGCAUUUUUCUUUUGAAGUAGGCCACUGCUAUCAGGAAACACAAUUGCCACGAACUGGUGUACGUAGUCUGCAAUAAUCUCUAUGUAGGUGGUAUGUGUCAAAGUAACAUCCACAUAACACUGCCUCUGCUGGACUGCCUUCUUUCCAUAGUGCAUCCAGCUGUCGUCUCUUUGACCUAGCCAUCUAUCUGAUCUAAUUGAAAUUUGAUUCAUCAGACAAGACAACCUUCUUCCAUUGCUCCGUGGUCCUGUUCUGAUGCACACAUCCCCAUUGGAGGCACUUUCAAUAGUGGACAGGGGUAAUCAUGGGCGCUCUGACUGGUCUGCAGCUAUGCAGCCCCAUACACAGCAAGCUGCGAUUCACUGUGUGUUCUAACACCCUUCUAUCAUGGUUAGCAUAAUGUUUUAAGCAAUUAGUUACAGUAGCUUUUCUGUUUGAUUAAACCAGACAGGCUAGCCCACCCUCUGCACAUGCAUCAGUGAGACUUGGGCGCCCAUGACCCUGACUCCUGUUCACCAGUUGUCCUUCCUUGCACUACUUUUGGUAGGUACUAACCACUGCAUUCCAGGAACACCCCACAAGAAUUGCUGUUUUGUAGAUGCUCUGACACAGACAUCUAGCCAUAACUUUGACACUUGUCAAAGUCCCCCAGAUCUUUACAUUUUUCCUGUUUCCAGGACAUACAAUUCAAGAACUGACCACUUCCUGUCUUAGCUGGGAACUUUGGGAUACUAUUGAAAACAUGAUCUUUAGAGUUUGUGUCGAAGUGUGACUUCUCAAAGUCCAACUUGAGAUGCUGGUGAUGCAGUAAAAUGCCUAUCUUUUUAAACUAUAUUUCUGCAUGCUUGCUACGUACGUAUGUAUGUUUAUAACAAUUUAUGAUGAACUAUCUGUUAAAGAGUUACUCCAAGCAUCAUAACCACUACAGCCCAUUCUAGUGAUUUACAAUGCUUGGAAUAUUUGGUUUGCUGAUUACCUGGGACCCGCCAGGCACUGAACCUCCCCCCAUGGUGGCUGAAUUGCAUCCAGUUUCUGCAAAGAUACAGAAGAUUGGAUGCCUCAGUGAAUGCAGUCGCACAGAAUUGACAACCUGUAAUGCUGCUGGGGUGACAGGUAGCCUAAAUACCUAGUACGUGCAGUUUCGUACUGAAAACUCUGCACAUACAGGUUCAUUGCACCAUGAGCACUUCAAAUCACUGAAGUAAUCAUUGUACUUGGAGUAGUCAUUUAAUCUUCUGAAAAUGUGGGAAAUUUAUAACGCCUGUCACAAGUGGUAGCUUUCUCUUGGCAAUACAGUCUGACUAAUUUCCUUCAAUCUCUGUAGAUGUUGCUACCUGGUUAAGUCUAAAAUCUGUGCUCUAACAGUGUGGGGUGUAAGCCAUCUUUGUCUUAUAUUGUAUUAACUGUUGCUUCCUAUGUUUUGUUUUGACUGUUUCUUUUAUUACAGGGCUUCUUUGACAUUCCCGUAGAUAAUUUGUAUGCUGAACCUGCAGUUCUACAGUGGGUCAGGGAAAAUAUUCCUGAAUGGAAAAACUCAAUUAUUGUGUCUCCUGAUGCUGGUGGAGCUAAAAGGUAGAGUUCAUUAUUUUUAGGAUACUGAAAAUGGGAAUUAGAGAGAAUCCGUCUGGAAGGAUAGAUACAGGUGUCAAUACACCUGUUCCAUUAUGUUGAAAUUAUUGUACAAUAUAUCUUCACUGUGGGUUCUUUAGAUUAAAAGAUAUUGCUCUCGUAAAGGGUAUUAUUCCCUUCAUGUUGAGAUCGGAACAUGAAUAUGUGAGAUGCUUUUCUAGGGUUUGCUUUCCCUUCAUCUCCUGCACAAUAAAGUGUACAUUUUGCAAAGUGCAUUUAAGGAAAGGACCAUGCUUAGAAGAAAGCAAUGAUUUUAAAGCAGAUUAGGGGGGCAAAACUUGAUAUAUGGUUAAAGAAAACAUGAAAUAUGAGCAAAAAAUCAUUGUGCUCUCAGAAUCAUGGUUAACAGCUAAAAUACCAGACACCGCCAUUGCAAUACAGGGUUAUUCAUGUUUUAGAAAUGACAGAGCAAAGAGAGGAGGAGGCAUUGUUAUUUAUGUUGACAAUUCCAUAAAGUUUACCCCUUUACAAAACCUUAGUCCUCCUGCCACCUUUGAUUUCCUUUCUGGCACAAUUGAGAUCCCGUGCAGUAAAUCAAUCAUUGUUGCAGGAAUCUACCGCCCACCUAGCUCCCCUGUGCAUUCCCUUUCUGACAUAGCCCAUCUCCUUAGUGAAACCAUAGCUCAAAACCCAAAAAGUGAACUGUUGGUCUUUGGAGAUUUUAAUAUUGAUUGGCUGAACCCUAAAAAUAAUAGUCCUUGCACUCUGUUUAAGACUUUGCAGCUAACACAAUUAAUCUCCUCCCCAACUCGCAUAAACAUUAAAAGACAUUAAUAACCAUACCCUGCUCGAUUGGAUUCUCUCCACUUCUCCUGAUAGAAUCCAGGAGGCAGGUGUUCUCCCAAACACGUUCAGUGAUCACUGUUUAGUGUACUGCGUGCGCAAAAUAAAGGCUAUUAAAUCCUCUCCCAAGGUUAAAAUAACUAGGUCCUUCAAAAAAUUUAAUCUUAAAUCCUUUUUAAAUGACAUCAAGAAUCUCUCAUGGCACAGAUUAAACAUUAUCCCAGAUCCAGACUGUGCUGUUGAAUACUUUCAGUCUGAACUCCUACAAAUUUGGAAUUUGCAUGCCCCGCUGCGUAAGGUGAGGGAUUCUUUGUGGUCAAAGUUUAAGCGUACUGGCUCUAUGAAUGAUCACGGUGCAUAUAGACAAUGGCGAAAUAUAUGCACAAAACUGGCCAAGGCCCAAUAGUUCUAUGAAAAUCUGAACAGUAACAUCUCAAACCCUAGAAACUUUUGGAAAGACAUAAAUAAACUACAAACUCCCCCGAACCACUCCCAACCCUCCACUGUCAAAGUGGGUAACCAAACCCUGCAACUUCCCUUAGAUGUAGCAAAUGCCUUUAACAAUUAUUUUGUCGGAUGCUCUACUGCCCUGAUUGCCAAGCUAAUAAAUGACACGCAUCCUGAAACUACAAAUGUGGAUCAGGUCACACUAAAUUUGCAAAGGCCCAAUAUAGACAAGUUUAUUUUUAGACCUGUACCUGUUAGUGUCAUUAAAAAACAUCUUAAUAAUCUAAAAAUGAAAAACCAGUCCGGACCUGAUCAAAUCCCAGCAAUGCUGUUGAAGCUCAGUGCGCCGGCAAUUGCUAAACCCGUCUCAACUCUAAUUAACGAAUCCUUGGUGUCUGGAUACAUACCCAAACUUUGGAAGACUGCGAGAGUAGUGCCUAUCCAUAAAAGUGGUGACACUACUUUGGUUUCUAACUAUCGCCCAAUAUCAUUGCUCCCGGUAUUGUCAAAAAUCUUAGAAAAAUGUGUCCAUACGCAACUUUGUGAGUAAUACCAACAAUUAAACUAUCUGACCCCUGAUCAAUCGGGCUUUCGCCAGAAUCACUCCACGACAACUGUCCUCCUAAAAGUUUGCAAUGACAUCCAAACUGGCAUGGAACAAGGAGCCCUAACUGGAGCUCUUUUCCUUGAUUUUGCUAAGGCCUUUGACACAGUAGACCACGACAUUCUACUGCACAAACUCAAAAAAUCAGGUAUUGGUGAUCAUUCUCUAAACUGGUUUCAAUCGUAUGUAUCGAAUCGCUCGCAAUAUGUGUCCAUUUCUGACAGUGACUCCCUCCCUCUCCCAGUCACGUGUGGUGUUCCCCAGGGUUCCAUUCUCGGCCCCCUACUAUUUACAUUAUUUAUAAAUGAUCUGCCUAAUGUCUGCCAAUCCUCAAAUGUACACUUAUGCGCGCAAAUCCAAUCUACCGCAACUUGAGGCUGUGCUCCAAGACCAGUUUACAGAGGUAGAAAAGUGGAUCACAAAAAACAAACUCUUCCUGAACACUGACAAAACUGUCACAAUGAUCUUUGGAACAGUACCUAAAUUACACAAUUCCCACCUAUCCAUCAAAAUAAAUUCAAAUGGCACACUGACCGCAGUCCACUCUUUCAAAUACUUGGGUAUGAUAUUAGACCCCAAUCUAUCUUUUGGCCUGCACAUAGAAAAGCUUGCAUCUAAACUUUAUCCCAAAUUAGGUGCCCUGUACAGAAACAAAGCCUGCCUAAGCCCUACAGUAAAGGAAAAGAUUGUACAGCAAAUCUUCAUCGCAAUCCCACAUUAAUAAACUCAACUCAUUGUAUAACUCGUUCUGCCGAUUUGUGCUACAAUGUAAUUACAGGACCCAUCAUUGUGACAUGCUAAAAGAACUAAACUGGCUAUCGACAUACUUGAAAACGAGAGAAAUCUCAAUGUAUCUUUCCUGUUAAAAUAUUUUAUAAAUAAAUAAUAUACUGAAUUUUUGCUUUUGCAGAUGAUUCAUCAUCCAUAAAGAUUUUUGUAUUCUUAUAUGAAAGUGAUUCUUUUCACUUCCAGUUUGAGAAUUUAGAAAAUAACUUUUAGCCACAAGAGUAGAGAAAAGAGAACUAUCAAAUCUGAUAAUACUGUAACAACGUGUCAAAGGUGAUUGUUACAGUUGAUAGUACUUUCCAAAUAGUAGACAUAAAAGUAUUGCUACUAUAAUUGACAGAAAGUGCUUCCAAUAUAUAUCCAGAGUAUUCCUGGUUAAAUGAAGGAAAGAAAAAAACAUAUGUCUGCUGCACUGGGACUAUUCUAAUAUGUCUCAAGUGUCUCAUAACUUUCUAAGUAACCGGAACAUAAUCUGGGGCUAUGAUUUUCGAAGAACACUUUUAAAAAUGUCCCAAAUGUUCUUAAUCAAGCUUGAAGAGAUAUAAGAAAACACGUCUACUAUAAUAGGUUGUAAUCAGAAAUAAACAGAAAGUAGACAGCGUAAACAAAGCCGUUCAAUAUGGCUGUUAAUCUGUGGUCGGAUAGGCUGAACCGUCCGGUUAGACUAGUAACUUGCAGAAAAUAAUCUAAUAUUCAGGUAUAUAUAGUGGCAGUUACUGAAUAUAGCCGCUGCUCUAAGACCCCCACAGAAAGGAAAUGGUGGAAGAAUAGAAAGAUAUCGGUGCCUUCGAGGGCACCUACCAGAUAUAGAAGCUAACUACACGUGAUGAAAAGGAGAGAGGAAGCAGAAGUUAUCUAUAAGUAACUGUGCAUUCAAAAGCACCCCUCUGCAAAGUAUGUGCUAAAUUGUAGAACUAGCUAAUUAGCAUUGAAUAACAAAAUCCACAAUAGUGUCUUAUGAUGUAUCGAUAUGAUGUAUCGGGCCCUUGAAAAGCCGCCUUAACGGCGAAACGCGCGUCGGGGUUUUUCUCCGAUCCCUCCAAAUACCCCAAUAUUCUGCAAUUGCAGUAAUCAUCCAUUAUUUAAAUGCUUAUAUUUUGGCUAUUAAUAAUUUUUUGAUAGCGGGUAUAGUGGGAGGUGUUUUAAUAACUUAGCCGUCGAUAUGAUUCAGGGCUGUAAUUUAACUAUCUAACCGCUGAUAUCGUUUAUGGCUGUAACCAUUUAGCCGCCGCUCAUAGCAUAUCGAUACAUCAUAAGACACUAUUGUGGAUUUUGUUAUUCAAUGCUAACUAGCUAGUUCUACAAUUUAGCACAUACUUUGCAGAGGGGUGCUUUUGAAUGCACAGUUACUUAUCAUAGAUAACUUCUGCUUCCUCUCUCCUUUUCAUCACGUGUAGUUAGCUUCUAUAUCUGGUAGGUGCCCUCGAAGGCACAGAUAUCUUUCUAUUUUUCCACCAUUUCCUUUCUGUGGGGGUCUUAGAGCAGCGGCUAUAUUCAGUAACUGCCACUAUAUAUACCUGAAUAUUAGAUUAUUUUCUGCAAGUUACUAGUCUAACCGGACGGUUCAGCCUAUCCGACCACAGAUUAACAGCCAUAUUGAACGGCUUUGUUUACGCUGUCUACUUUCUGUUUAUUUCUGAUUACAACCUAUUAUAGUAGACGUGUUUUCUUAUAUCUCUUCAAGCUUGAUUAAGAACAUUUGGGACAUUUUUAAAAGUGUUCUUCGAAAAUCAUAGCCCCAGAUUAUGUUCCGGUUACUUAGAAAGUUAUGAGACACUUGAGACAUAUUAGAAUAGUCCCAGUGCAGCAGACAUAUGUUUUUUCUUUCCUUCAUUUAACCAGGAAUACUCUGGAUAUAUCGGAAGCACUUUCUGUCAAUUAUAGUAGCAAUACUUUUGUGUCUACUAUUUGGAAAGUACUAUCAACUGUAACAAUCACCUUUGACACGUUGUUACAGUAUUAUCAGAUUUGAUAGUUCUCCUCUUUUCUCUUGUCUUGAUAGGUUGUAACAGUAUUAUCUCAGUAGACAGUUUUCAUCUAUUUAUAGAACAUCGUUAUUCACAUCUCUGAGAUUCAGAUACUGUUUCUUUGGUUUUUAAUUCUAAUCUUCCUUAUAUUAUCCCUUCGUGUCUUGGUAUAUAUAUCUAGACCGAUUAGGACUAUAUAUGUGUAAUAAUCACUCUAUAUUACAUUCACCAUUAAAAUUUAUAUUUUAAUAGUAUAUAUCCUUUAGGUAGUGUUUUUCUUUCUUUUCCUUUGAAUAUAUUUAUAUUUAGGGUUAACCCCUUAACUACCUUGUUACCCUAUUCUUCACUUUGGGCUUUCACUCUGUUAAAAAUUUAGCCACAAGAGGGCACUGUUGCAAAGCGCAAGACUUAAAACUGUAAUCCAUGUCAAAGUGUGUUAUCACCUCCUGUUUCCAGUAUCUGACUUAAUUUGUGUUUGUCUGGCUCACUUGUUUUUAACCCCUUAAGGACACAUGACAUAUGUGACAUGUCAUGAUUCCAUUUUAUUCCAGAAGUUUGGUCCUUAAGGGGUUAAACUGUGCUCUAUAUUCUAUGUACUAAAUACUAAGAGUUGUUUAAUGAUGUCUUUAUAUCUCUAGGGUUACAUCAAUUGCUGACCGACUUAAUGUUGAGUUUGCUCUGAUCCACAAGGAACGUAAAAAAGCCAAUGAAGUUGACAGAAUGGUUUUGGUUGGAGAUGUGAAGGAUCGUGUUGCAAUUCUGGUCGAUGAUAUGGCUGAUACAUGUGGCACCAUAUGCCAUGCUGCUGACAAGUAAGACUUGGCUUUCCCGAAAAAUAAAUUGAAUGAUUCUUUGUGAAGGCUGUGGGCAAAUAUAAGUUGUCCACAAAGAAAAUCGGCAUAUGCAAAUUUAUGGAUAGUGGAAUCCUUAAACUGUUAAGUGAAAUAUAUUUAAUAUGUUUACCCUUUCAAGGGGCAUUCUUCCAUCUGUGCUCAUUUUGACACUUGUGAUUGGGUUAUUAAAAGGACACUUAAGGCACAAUGUCUGGUUGCCAUUCUGCAGAAUGCCAAUGUUUUUCCUUGCAAGGUUCAAAUGCCUUUAUUUGCUAUCAAUCUCAUUUUAGUAAAUAACGCUGUUACUGUUUUAAUAUAUUCAGCAAAUAAGAUUCAACGGUGAUGUCAUUUGUAUUCUUUACUGAAUUUAAUCGUGACUAGUUUUUGAAAUGUAUUCAGUUCAGUUACAAAUAUUUAUAUAGUGCCAGCAUGUUCUGCAGAGCUGUUCAAUAUGUAGAAUCACGCAAACAAGUAAUUCUAAAUAGUGUGACAUACAGGAACAGUAGGUAAAUAAAGCUCUAUAAGACACUUAUUUUAUUUAGUAAUUAAAAACUUUUUUUUUAAAUGCGACACUCAAAAAAAUAUAAUGUAUUUUUCGUACAUUUGCAAAUAUGUUUGUGUGUGGCAGGUGACUCUUAAAUUUCAUUGAAGGGACACUACAGGCACACAGACCACCCAGUGGUCUGGGUGCAAUUUCCCUGUUGCCCUUAGUCCUGCAAUGUAAAAACAUUGCUAUUUUUAGAGCCCUUAGUCCUGCAAUGUAAAAACAUUGCUAUUUUUAGAGAAAUACAUUGCAGCACUAAGACCGCAUCUAUGUCUGUUUACCAGACAGCCACUAGAGGAACUUCCUGCUUGCUAGGUGACUUGUGGUUGCCUAUCUGGCGCUGGACGUCCUCACAGUCUACAUGAGGGCAUCUAGCGUCCAUUAAAUCCCCAUAGGAAAGGGUAAGUACAGUAAGUAAAGAGUUUUUAACCCUUUAUUGGCUAGGGAGACACAAGGGAGCAGCCAGCGGGAGCUAUAGUGCUAGGAAUACAUAUUCAUUGACCUAACACUCUAGUAACUCUUAAAUUGUUUGGUACUCUGUUCAGCAGCAGUAUCUGAGCCGAUGUAAAUUUUCUAGAGGCGGUCUGUGUAUUUACUGUCAUACUCACUGGUUCAAAGUUGAAGGGGAAUGAAGGUGGGUUAAUUUACUUAAUUCCAAUUGAAUUUCAAUCCAAAUGGCAAAAUUGUGACCAGGGUCGAAUUAGUGUGUUUUUUUGUUUUGUUUUUUCAAAUCUGCUUUGUUUGUCAAAAAUUAAAAUGCAACUAUCAAAAGAGAGGCCAUUUUCGACAGUUUGCAUUUUAGUGGAUAGCCCUGUAAGUGUUCAUUCCUGUGUACUGCCCUUUUUCAUUUGGGAAUAAACUAUAUGUUUUCUGCAAACUGUACGGUUAAUCAUGCAGUCAGGAAGACUAUUUUGUGAAAAUGAGAAGUGUGGUUUAUGGGUUGGAGUUACAUUUUAGAAAGCUGCAAAAUGUAUAUAUUUUUAAUUUACAUUUUUUUUUCUUCACUUGAAGGUUACUUUCUGCUGGAGCAACAAAGGUUUAUGCAAUUUUAACUCAUGGGAUUUUCUCUGGACCUGCCAUCUCUCGAAUCAAUAAUGCAGCAUUUGAGGCUGUAGUGGUAACUAAUACAAUCCCACAAGAAGACAAAAUGAAAGCUUGCUCAAAGAUUCAGGUAUCUGUUUUUAACUAUUUUUGUUUUUCCACACAGUUCAUGUGUGGUUGUUUAAUAAAUAUCAGUCAUUCAAAAACUAUAUAUGGAUGUACUUAAUUAGUCUAAAUGCCAGUAAUAACUAAAUGUGAACAUUUCUCAUGUCCUGAAGUCCUUAUAUGGAGUGGAACAAUGCAUAGUUUCUCAUAGAAACACAAACUGUAAACAGUUAUGAAAAGCAAAUUGUUAAUCCAUAUUUCUCUAAAAUAAUUGUCAUUGCAUUGACUGUUUAUUUGCUUAGCGAGUAAAGCUACUAAAACGUUGCCUGGUAUUUUUCGUUCUACUCUAAUCAUUACCACCACAUUCUCUGACUGACCUUUGUCAGGGAAUUACAUGCAGUAGCUGCGUAAACAGUGAAAAUAUUUUACAAAGUAAUAAAACAAAAAAAUGCACAAAGUGUAUACGCAAACAAAUGCUUGGUGUAAUGAGUUGUUUCCAGUGGUAUGAUUAUAUGGCCACCAGCCAGUCAAUUGCAGAAGACUUCUAAAACAGCUGUAGCUAUCUCUAAAUGUAAUAAAAAAGGAAUACAUAGUGUAAUCUGUAGAAAAAAGUAUACGUGAAAUGUUAGAAGAAAACUCACUGAAAUGGAUUUAGAAGACUUGUAGAGUCGAAACGCAUCUGCUAUAUUUUCUGUUACGCAUGGAGGGGCGCGAGCGAUGAGAACCAUAUGUUGAGUUUCAUUCCUGCACAUUGCUUAAAAGGCGCUUUAUCGUGUUUGUGUGUGUGCGCAGUGGUGUAUUUAGGUUUUGUGCUGCCCUAGGCAUGACUAAACCUGGGCACCCUCCUUAUCUAAAUUUGCCAGAGGAGCUUCAGGGAGGCAUGCGGCUGUAUUGGAAUCUGAGGCUGUGAGGGAGCUCUGAUCUCCCUGUCCUUCAUUGUUUGCUGACUGCCUUGGGAGCCGGAAUAUGACAUAUCCCGGCUCCAGGCAUCAGUAGACUGCCCACGAGGCUCGAGGGAGCAGAGCAGGGAGAUCAGAGCUCCCACGCCACCUCGGAUUCCAAUACAGCCGCACGCCUCCCAGCAGCUUCACUGGACCCCAGGGACAGAUCCACGCCAGCUCUCCAGGUAGGGAGGCUGGGUGGAAAUAUUCAAUGCUGCAGCCCAGCACCGAUUCUGCGCCAGAGGGCAAGCAGGAGACCUCUCCAGGUACUUUUCAGACCUGGGAGUGGACCGUGGAAGGCUGGGAAAGACUAUUUCAGUUUUAAUUUUUUUUUUUUUUAUUGCAUGAUUGUGCUACCACAGUAUUUAAAUCCAUUUAAAGCAGUGCUCACAUUGUGGACCCCCAAAGAAUCGAAAGAUACCUGGAUUUCCUUGGUACCAGCAGGGAUUUUUAACCUUUGCUGGUACCUCUACUGCAUGGCAUUGGCUGUCGUGUGAUUAAGGUGUCUGGGGAGCAUCUAUUGCACCUACUAUAUUAAUUAAAAGCUCCAACGUAUUUAUUUUAUACAUAAGUAUUUACAUUUUUUUUACAGCAAUACUUGAUUGCAUAAGUAAAUUACAUAUUCAUCAAUCCAUACACAGGGUACUAAUUUAUUUAUAUUAACCUGAUAAAUUGUAAUGCAACAUUUUUUCUAUUUUGUUCUGCACAAUUCUAUACUUUCCAUCAUUUCAGAUGGACAAAGAGUGGAACACUUUAAUUUGAGGGGUGUGACCAGGGGUGGAGCUGUUCUAAAAAAUAUUUUUAAUGCUAAUAGCAAUUUAGGCAACAAAUAUGUAAAUUGGAACAAGAACAAUAUAUAUUAUUUAUACAGACUAAUUUCUAAACACAUUUAUUGUAGUUUAACAACCUGUUACUGCGUGUAUUAUUGCUGUGGAGCUCUGUUCUAAAUUCACACAUCAAAAGCAGUCCUAGAAAAGAAUAUUGGGAUAGAAAAUAGGGAAUUGGGUCUAAAAUAUGCAUACUUGAGAAGUUUGCAUUUCUACAGUUCUUCAGCAUUUUAAUACAGUAAAAUGAAAUAGAUCUAUUUUGUGUACCUAACUAGACUGUUUUUCUUUCUUUUUGAAGGUAAUCGACAUUUCUAUGAUUUUGGCAGAGGCCAUUCGAAGGACGCAUAAUGGAGAAUCUGUGUCAUACCUGUUCAGCCAUGUCCCCUUGUAAAAUUUUUCCUUCCUGCAUGCAGCAGCCCUCAUUUGUUUCCUUUUUAAAGCAAAGUUAACCAAAAGCCGGAUAGUUAAUGCCUAUUUAGCAGUUUCAACAUUUUUGCUCUCUUUUUGGAAGAAUUCAGUCUAGCAAGAAGUAAAGUAGUAUUCUGAACGCAUUCUUUUUAAGGAAGUGUUGAACACAGCUCUGCUUUCAAACUGGCCAUACAUUGUAUUUCUAUUUAAUAAAAGCUAUAUGGACAUUCUAGAUAAAGUUAUGCCCGUGUACUUGCACAAGAUGAUUUAUCGGUGAAUCAAUCUCACCGAGUAGGUCUGACAUUUUGAAUGUUACCUUUUCCAGCGAAAGGCUUGGGGUUGUAUGGGAAGGGUGGGACAUGAUAGUGGGAGAGAUUCAAAUUCAGAAUUUUUUUUUUUUUUUUUAUAUGCAGUUUAAAUCUUUAAUAAUGCUAGCAGAUGUAUUCUGUAUACUGUCAAUAGAUUAUGGGCUAGUUUACUUUGUUCAUUUAGGAUGUUGUACAUCAGCAAGCUGACAGCACUAGAACAACGUUGCCAUUUGUAUUUUAUUUUUCAUUGUUUCUGUUAUGACAUGUUGAACUGGAAAUGUUUUCAAUAUGGCAUUUUGUGCAUAACACCAGCUUUUUAUCUGAUUCAUUUAUUACAAAUAUUAAUGCUCCCCUCAAACUAUAAAUCUCAACUUUGUAUCCAAUUUGAAAUGGCAGUGGAGCAAUGUGUAGCAUACUCCAGUAGGUGUAAAAUAGCAAUGCAGAAUUAUUUUGAACACCUUAAUAAACUGGAUUAAAAAUGUAUUGUACCAAAGUUCAUUGAAAAGCCGCACAAUGCAUUUGAUUUUCUAUAAUGGUCAAUUUAUUUUUAUUUUUUUAUUUUUUUUGGGAGGGUAGGAAAGGUAGGAGUUGUUGUUCUUCUUUUUUAUCCUCCUUCCUUUCCAAAAUGGGUCUCUGUUGCUGUUCAUUUGAAGAAAAAUAUUAUUUUUGCUUAAACAUCAAUAAAUUGUAAGAGUUUUAUGUGGAUCAAUAUUGCUUGGUGUUUUCAUUACAUUUUUUAUAAAUUGCUUA